This is a messenger RNA of Coregonus sp. 'balchen', 65226 nucleotides long. The record is from the annotation of a GenBank genome assembly. NCBI's taxonomy places the organism in Eukaryota, Metazoa, Chordata, Actinopteri, Salmoniformes, Salmonidae.
AUGAGAAUAUAUUUAUCACGCUGUACAGAAUCUUUAGGAGUGCUCUUGUUAAUCUUUGCAAUAGUCUUUGUGAAUAGCUGCGACUGUGUGAUUGAAGACGAUGUUGUGUUGGAGAAAAAAGAACUUUCCGAACUCUACAGUAAGUUCAGCUCAGACUGCAUCGAACAUCAAAAUGUGUCCACUAGUAGCCUACUCUCCAGGUUGUUUUUACAUAAUUAUUAAUGAUAGGUCAGUCAUGCAAAUCAGGACAAGAAAGUCUACAAUAGGAAAAACUGAUUGUUGCCCUGUGUAUGCAAGUGUGGUAUACUGUAUGUGCAAGACAAGUCAUUUGCAUAGGCUUCUGUAGGCUACAGUGCUGCGCGGCUCGAUGCAUGGCGGGAUGCGUUUUAUUAUCCUCGGGUUCGAUUAUGGAAAAAUACAAUAAACAGUAUAAGAAAAGGUUGUUGUGUAAUCUGGACUGGAAGAACUGCAAAAUGCUUUCGUAAUAAGAACACGUUUCCCUUAUUAUGCAUGAUCAGUUAAUUAAUUAAUUGACUCAUCAUGUGACCAACAGGCAUCUGAUGCGCAUAGAUUGGACAGGUCAGAAAGAAUAAAACAUCGUUAUUGAUGCUGUUAUGGGUAGCGGGAUGAACAGCUUAGGGUCAGGUAAAGGUAACCAUGGAUAAACUGUAUGCACAGUAUAGUAACUGUAGGCUGUAGAGGGCAUGUUUCCCUGGUGUAAACAGGAGUGAGCUCAAAUGGGGUCAUACAAUUAUGCCAACGGAAUGACAGGAGGACACACACACACACACACACACACACACACACACACAGAGAGAAACAGGCUAAGACAUGUUGUUUGGUUGGGCACAUGCUGUGCUUGUAAAACAGAGUAGGCCUGUCAGAUGACCUAAACUCCAGUCUCCAGUCUCAUUGAAUUUAAAAUGUUUAUCGGAUAUGACAAUGUAGGCUAGUAGUAAUGUUGUAAUAGUAAUGUUACUAUGCAUAGGCCUAAUAAUACAUUUUAGCAGACUAUAAACAUUCACACUUGUUUCAGACAUGUGAAUAGGAGAAUGACAUUAUUAAAUUAAAUUAAUAUUAUUAAAUUAAAUUCUGAACAAUAAACAGUUCAGAACAGUUCGUGCAUAUAUUAUGACGAUAUUUUGUGACGUUUUUAUUCGUUUUGGUCUUCGGCAAGGGUUUUUUCGGCUGUUCGUGCAGACAAAACAUUUUCUCGAGGCAAGCCGAAGUUCGGAGCCGAAGUCUACGCCCCUUCGUCGGUCAUUGGUCAACAGUAGAGAUUCUUCAAUAAAGUGUUUGUUGCCAUUCAACAAUAGAUUACUCAUUUUCAUGCAAAAAAAUUUAACUUGAGAAAUAUUGCACCAAACAUCUUAGUUAGAUGUAAAAUUGCGCGACUAAGAUCUCGGCAAAAACGUAAAAAUUAAUGACAGAUAUCUUAUUAUUUUAGAUUAAUUCUGACUGUUUUGAGGAAGUGUAUACUGGCUACGACAUCUCAAGAUGGACAAACUGUACUUUUUCUUGUUUUUCAAGCAAAGGUCUUUUAUGGGAGUAUGCGAGCACACUCGUUCGGCCCAGCAGAACCGAAGCAUGCAGAAGCCUUAAUGGAGCACCUUUUAGUGCUCAAACACCAAUAUUAGUGUCCUAUAGAGAGCAUAGUAGAGUUUACAGUGGAAGAUGCUAUUAUUCUUCACCUCUACCCUACUUUUCCAUCCAUCAAUCCCUCUAUUCCCAGAAAAGGGUCUGUUCAUCAUGGAGAGUACCCAGCUGAAGCGCUGCAUCUCCUCCUCCUCCUCUAACCUGGUUCUGGAAAGCUGUGAGAGACCCACCCGCCGUAUGCUGUGGAAGUGGGUGUCUCGCCACCGCCUCUUCAAUCUGGGUAGCAGCCUCUGUCUGGGCCUGAACAUCAGCGACGCCACCCAGCCCCUGGGCACCUUCGAGUGUGACUCACCCCUCCAGACCCUGUGGUGGAGGUGCAAUGGGAAUACGUUGUACGGGGCGUCCCAGCUGAAGCUGUCCGUGGCUGGACGCCUGGUGGUGGUCAAGAGGGCCAGUUAUCAUCAGUGGAGGAGGUACUCUACACCAGGGGAGGGGCCAUGUGCCUAUCCUUAUGAGGGUAAGUAGUAAACAUUAGUGAUGCGCGGGUCAGCUGUUUGUUCACCCGCACCCGCCCGCAAUUGCUAAUAACCCAUUUUCUCUAGCCUCUUUCAUUUCUGCUUCUCUUGCACAGCAAAGACGUUUAGGGACCGGAGAGAAAAUAGAAGAAGAAAAAAAGAACAGGAAAGAUUUCCUAUGCAAAAUCUCCAAAAUUGACCUGUUUUAAGAAAAUUAAAAGCUGUUAAAAUGACCCAACAUGUUUUUGAUACGAUUUCAGUUCGUCUUGGAUGCAUAUUCUAUGUGGUUGAAAUACUAUCAGCUUUUAUUAUGCUGAUAAAGAUAGCACCUUUACAGACGGUCCCUAACCGCUCAUUCUCUCAAGAUGCUGAAUGAAAUCAAUCUUAUUUCUCCACUCCUGUUUACAUUUGGUGUUAGGGCUGAGAAUUGCCAGGGACCUCACGAUACAAUAUUAUCCCGAAACGUAGGUGCCGAUACGAUAUGUAUUGCGAUUCGAUACUGUGAUUUUAUUGCGAUUCAAUGUUCAAAAAAUAUUGCUUACGAUACGAUAUAUCGUCAUAAAUAAUAUGUAACUAUCGAUUUUUUCCCCCAUAACUAUUGGGGUAUCAUUUUACUGCAAUAAAUAAUUAAUUCUGCAGAAGUUAAUAUUAUUAGGCUAUAUGAGAAAUUAUAGACCUACAGUCAGUGUCCAGAUUUCAAUUAGGCUACUAUUCCAUUUAACCCAUCUGAACAGUAGCCUACAGUUCCCUUGACAUGCCAUUUUGAAGUCCCUGUCUUGUGACUCGAAUUUGUAUAGAGCCUCACAAUCAUUACGCAUAACAUAGCCGGCACUGCUUUAAUCCUCUUUUAACACUUCACCAAAUCUUUCCCAAACAUUAGACUACUGUUCUGGCCCUCCCUUCUAUUUAAUUUGAACUCUCCAUUUCGCAGCUUUUGUCUUAUUGAAUUAAACUCUGACAUUGUUCCAAAAAGCAUUUGGCAGUUGGUGUGUAUUUGGCACGCUGCGGUUAGGCCCUAAAGUUGAAGCUUAGGCUUAGGCUAGCCUACGCACUGCCAGAUAAAACGAAUGAAAGAAAAAACGAAUUGUAGCCUAUAGAUAUGAAUUGCAUAAGAAUGAUACAUUUAUGGAUUUGUUAUGCAUUGUUUUCUCUUUAUUCAACCUGCCUGCCAUCCACCCGUCCUUCGUCCACACAAUAUUUCAUGACCCUAAACCCGCCCGCCCCGCGGAUAUAACCUUGGAGACUGCGGGUUAUGAGUCAACCCGCGCAUCACUAGUAUACAUAGUAUAUUAUAGUAGUGACAGGUACUGACUGACCUCUUUCUACACAGACAGUUUCAUUGAGACACAGUUGGUUUGAUAUUAAUGCAGCCAUGCAAAUGCUAAUCAUCACUUACAUAAGAAAACGAAUAGACUGGCUCACUAUAUGACCGUGAAAAUGAGCCCAAAGAAGGUGGUAGUGACAACGUUUUUCUCUGUAGAGAUCCACACACUGUUGGGUAAUGCCCACGGCAUGCCUUGUGCCCUGCCAUUCAAAUACAACAACAAGUGGUACUCGGAGUGCACAGCAGAGGGGCGCGAGGACCACCAUCGCUGGUGUGCCACCACCAGUCGAUACGACCAGGAUGAGAAAUGGGGCUUCUGUCCCAGUCAAGGUGAUGCACACACACACACACACACACACACACACACACACACACACACACACCCAACGGUAUUGUUGUACAGUGUGGGUUUGAUCGAAUGUCUUUGAAACAACACGACCAUGAUAAUAGUAACAUUUAUUUGUCUCUGCCUCCAGAGUUGAGUUGCGAUACGUUCUGGGACUCGAACCAGGAGAGCCGUGCGUGUUACCAGUUCAACCUCUACACCAUCCUAACGUGGAGCCAGGCCCACUCCUCCUGCCUGGCCCAGGGAGGAAGUCUACUCAGCAUCACUGACCUCACUGAACAGAGGUACAUCAGAGGUAUGACAACUCGUCUCUAUAACUAUUUUAUCACUAUAUUUAAUAGUUCUAUUUAAACAUUUAAAACUUUAUUUGAACUUUUAGUCAGGAAAGGAGACAAGGUGGGGGGUGUGGUCUGAGCUACACAUACAGUAUAUACUCUAUAAACUAUAAACUCUUGGGUGCAGUAUUAAAACAGACUUGUGUUCAUAGGUUUGCUUAUUCAGGUUGGAGAAAGGACAAGAUGUUUUGCCCAGAGUUAGUGGUGUUCAUGUGUGUGCUUCUGUGUCUUUCAGAGCGGUUGGCUGACGUGGGGGUGAUGGUUUGGAUUGGACUGAACCACCUGAGUGAGAGAACAGGGUGGCAGUGGUCUGAUGGAGCUCCUCUAGCCCUGGUCAACUUCACCUCAGGUAAGAGAGUUGGGCUGCUCCAACCUUUUCACUCCCACUCCAAGGCACAUAUUCCUCCUUUAAGAUCAGAAUGAACAGCAUUGGCAUUAGCAAUAAUAUGUAAUAGCUUCAUGUAGCCCUCUGAAGUGGAGUUUCUGGCCAUUUUGCUCAAACCGGUCCAGUCCAUUUGGAUCUCAGCAUUGGGAAUCAAGAAGUACUUGCUGUAGCAGUAGUGGGAGCCAGAGAUUUGUGUUUGAAACUAGGCCAAAGUUUCUCUCUUUCUACCCGUAACUCCCCCCUACCCCUGUUGGUCUCUCCCAGGCCUAUCAUCCAGCCCUCUGCAGGACAACAGGCAGUGUGGGGUGUAUAACUCAGCCUCGGGGGGGCACCAGUGGCAGAGUCUGUCCUGUGAGUCUGCUUUACCCUACAUCUGUAAGAAGACCCCCAAUGACACCAGGAGAGCUGAGCCUCUAGGUAAGACAUCAAUGGCCAUAUAUGUUUCUUAUUGUGGCCCUAACCUGGUCCCAUAUCUGUUUGUGCAAAACAGUGUUUGUCAUGACAAUGAGUGACAAAGAGUUGGCAUGAUAGCACAAACAGACUGGCGCUCAGGCUAUUAUUGUCCUAGUGCUCAGCCAUUGUACUACAAGAAAUGAUUAAUAAUCUGCACUGUAACGGAAAACUGUAAAUUAUACGGUAAUUUGGUGUAUUUUCAGCAGUAAAAUACUCUGAAAUGUUUUACUGCAGAAUACUGUGGGCGGGGCAUACAAUUGCUGUAUUUCGAAUGGUACUGUAAUUCCAACCCACAGAAUACAGUACCGUACCUAAUAUUUGGAGCACCAAAAACCUUUUGACCACUAGUGGGUGCAUGGUAUUGUUGUUUCUGGCUAAUUAACAUAUUUUGAGGGGUGCCUUGUAAUAGGCUAUAUUUGUUGCACCUGUGAGUGAGAAUGCUGUAGCAGUUUAACUCCUAUGUGGUUAUAGUGCCCCAUCAAUAUGUAUACUGUAGGGGACAGAUUGGAGUGGCAGCAAGUCUUAAACCUUGUCUUCUUGGUCUGUUCUGCCCUGUAGUCGUUGCCAGUUUGGAAGCCUUUGUUAAGGCCACUAGAAGUGCAAGUGAUAUAAAACACCAAAUAUUAAUUAAUAUACUGUAAUGUGUAAACACUUUACCUAGCAGCCAACCUGCUUGCUAAUGUAAAAUACUGUGACAUUUCAUUAAUUCAUCCAUUCAUUAAUUCAUUCCAAUUAUGGUAGCAUUGACUUUUUUUUAACAGUAUAAUACAGUAAAUGUUAAGGUAUUGUACUGUGUGUUAUUACACAGUACUUACUUUGAUACCGUAUUUAUAUUACAGUAGGUGUACUGUUAUAUGAAAUACCGAAUUUUACUUGCCACCGAGCUGCCUGUAAGCUACUGUCAGAUUCACAGUAACCCCUUUACAUUGUUGUUUAUAGGAAGUGAUUACAUGUAGAUACUGAUAAAAAGGCCAGGUCAAGGUCCGUCUGGCUCUAGGGCCUAGGGAACUAUUAAUACCUAUGUCCCAAAUAGCACUCUAUUCCCUAUAUAGUGUACUACUUUUGACCAGUGCUCAUAGGUUUCUGGUCAAAAGUAGUGCAUUAUGUAGGGAAUAGGGUGCAAUUUGGGACAAAUGCACAGAGUUUGGUUGUGUUUGGUACUUGAGUCAGCUGUCUGUCUGGCUCAAGAGGGCUUGGUGAGCUAUCCCAUUUGCCAUAUUCUUAUACACAGUCUCCAACUAGUACUUGUUAGCAGUUCUGAACAGCCCUUUCUAAUAGGUCAAAUUGCAUAAACAUGAGCAACGUUUGGCUGUUUGUUUUGUUUGAUACUGAUGACUCAAUUGUUUCUGUCUGGCUCGAGAGUCGUCUGGUGAAUUAUCUAUUUGUAAUGUUCCAAAACGAUGUUCUCUCCAACAAGAACUGUUGAUUGGAACUGAAAAACCUUCUCUAACAGGUCAGCAUUUGGGCACAGCUUGGUUGUUUUGUCCUGAUGGUGUUCUUGUUAUUUAUUCCAGUGCCAAUAUAAGUCUUGUUAUUUUAUUCCAUUGGCAAUAGAACUCCUGAGUCACUCCAGUGAGUAAUGUCGGUUUGAAUGAUUCUACCAAUAGAAUGGGAGAGGAGCUUCAGCUAGCAGCUAGCUACAGGGCUCAACAGCUGGGUUCCACCUCGAACAUGAACUCUUGACCUCAGAUUCUUCCAAGCUAUAACAGGGCUAUAACAGAAAACAUAGGUUGUGUAUGGUUCAGUAGGCAUGACACUGGAAAUGUUUUAAAAUGGAUGAUGAGCGUUCUUAUUAGACAAGUUCAAGUAGUACACCUCCAUUUGAGAAUGUUUUCAGCUAGGACCGAACUUUGAUUUACGGCUUUCUUUCGUUUAUUGUUCUCCAGAGUGAUGAACGACUCUUGGAAGAGUGACAAUGCUCUGACAUUUUCUCUCUUUACCCCUAAAUCUUAGAAUGACAGGUGCUGAUGUUUUUGUGCUGAAUUGGACCGUUACCUCUCAUCCUUUUUCCUCCAUUACCCGCCCCCAGAUAACUGGCAGUACUACCGCACGGUGUGUUCCGAGGGCUGGCUGGCCCACAACCGUUACUGCUACAAGGCCCUGGCAGAGGCUGAGGCAGGGAGCUGGAAGGACUGCUCCACUGCCUGUGACUCCGUAGGGGCCAACCUCACCAGCCUACACUCUCUAUCUGAGGUAGAGCUGCUACUGAACCUGCUAGCUAACGGUGAGUCUGGAUCUGGGGUUCUAUAGUCUAGUAUGGAUGUUAGUUACUUUAUGUGGUGUAUAGUGUCUUCUAUGUUCUGGGAUAGUGUGGACAUCAUAAAGGGUCAUGGGAGGGUAAUGUCUUUUAUGUGGUUGUUUUUUAAAUGUUGACAAAUACAGUGGGGAAAAAAAGUAUUUAGUCAGCCACCAAUUGUGCAAGUUCUCCCACUUAAAAAGAUGAGAGAGGCCUGUAAUUUUCAUCAUAGGUACACGUCAACUAUGACAGACAAAUUGAGGAAAAAAAAUCCAGAAAAUCACAUUGUAGGAUUUUUAAUGAAUUUAUUUGCAAAUUAUGGUGGAAAAUAAGUAUUUGGUCACCUACAAACAAGCAAGAUUUCUGGCUCUCACAGACCUGUAACUUCUUCUUUAAGAGGCUCCUCUGUCCUCCACUCGUUACCUGUAUUAAUGGCACCUGUUUGAACUUGUUAUCAGUAUAAAAGACACCUGUCCACUACCUCAAACAGUCACACUCCAAACUCCACUAUGGCCAAGACCAAAGAGCUGUCAAAGGACACCAGAAACAAAAUUGUAGACCUGCACCAGGCUGGGAAGACUGAAUCUGCAAUAGGUAAGCAGCUUGGUUUGAAGAAAUCAACUGUGGGAGCAAUUAUUAGAAAAUGGAAGACAUAAAAGACCACUGAUAAUCUCCCUCGAUCUGGGGCUCCACGCAAGAUCUCACCAUGUGGGGUCAAAAUUAUCACAAGAAUGGUGAGCAAAAAUCCCAGAACCACACGGGGGGACCUAGUGAAUGACCUGCAGAGAGCUGGGACCAAAGUAACAAAGCCUACCAUCAGUAACACACUACACCGCCAGGGACUCAAAUCCUGCAGUGCGAGACGUGUCCCCCUGCUUAAGCCAGUACAUGUCCAGGCCCGUCUGAAGUUUGCUAAAGUGCAUUUGGAUUAUCCAGAAGAGGAUUGGGAGAAUGUCAUAUGGUCAGAUGGAACCAAAAUAUAACUUUUUGGUAAAAACUCAACUCGUCGUGUUUGGAGGACAAAGAAUGCUGAGUUGCAUCCAAAGAACACCAUACCUACUGUGAAGCAUGGGGGUGGAAACAUCAUGCUUUGGGGCUGUUUUUCUGCAAAGGGACCAGGACGACUGAUCCGUGUAAAGGAAAGAAUGAAUGGGGCCAUGUAUCGUGAGAUUUUGAGUGAAAACCUCCUUCCAUCAGCAAGGGCAUUGAAGAUGAAACGUGGCUGGGUCUUUCAGCAUGACAAUGAUCCCAAAAACAUUGUCCGGGCAACGAAGGAGUGGCUUCGUAAGAAGCAUUUCAAGGUCCUGGAGUGGCCUAGCCAGUCUCCAGAUCUCAACCCCAUAGAAAAUCUUUGGAGGGAGUUGAAAGUCCGUGUUGCCCAGCGACAGCCCCAAAACGUCACUGCUCUAGAGGAGAUCUGCAUGGAGGAAUGGGCCAAAAUACCAGCAACAGUGUGUGAAAACCUUGUGAAGACUUACAGAAAACGUUUGACCUGUGUCAUUGCCAACAAAGGGUAUAUAACAAAGUAUUGAGAAACUUUUGUUAUUGACCAAAUACUUAUUUUUCACCAUAAUUUGCAAAUAAAUUCAUUAAAAAUCCUACAAUGUGAUUUUCUGGAUUUUUUUCUCUCAUUUUGUCUGUCAUAGUUGACGAGUACCUAUGAUGAAAAUUACAGGCCUCUCUCAAUCUUUUAAAGUGGGAGAACUUGCAAAUGGGGUGACUAAAUACUUUUCCCCCACUGUAAACUAAGAUCUGUGUGUGUGGUGUGUGUAUUAAGUGCCUGCAAAAGUAUUCGCCCCUGGCAUUUUUCCAUUUUGUUGCAUUACAACCUUAAUUAAAUGAUUUUGUAUUUAUUUUGUAAUGGACAUACACAGAAUAGUCCAAAUUGGUGAAAAAAAAUAAAUGAAAAAAAAUUCAACUGAAGUCUGUAUAUCGUGCAAACUUCCGAUUCCUCUACACAGCUGGUUGUUGUCCGAGGUGUUGUAUUCCUGCAUAGAUCUUGUAUUAUCCAUGGCAUAGAACUCUGAGUACUCAUGAGUAUGUCGGUUUGAAUGAUCUACCAAAUAGAAUGGGAGAGGAGCUUCAGCUAGCAGCUAGCUACAGGGCUCAACAGCUGGGUUCCACCUCGAACAUGAACUCUUGACCUCAGAUUCUUCCACGCUAGGCUAUAACAGGGCUAUAACAGAAAACAUAGGUUGUGUAUGGUUCAGUAGGCAUGACACUGGAAAUGUUUUAAAAUGGAUGAUGAGCGUUCUUAUUAGACAAGUUCAAGUAGUACACCUCCAUUUGAGAAUGUUUUCAGCUAGGACCGAACUUUCUUUCGUUUAUUGUUCUCCAGAGUGAUGAACGACUCUUGGAAGAGUGACAAUGCUCUGACAUUUUCUCUCUUUACCCCUAAAUCUUAGAAUGACAGGUGCUAAUGUUUUUGUGCUGAAUUGGACCGUUACCUCUCAUCCUUUUUCCUCCAUUACCCGCCCCCAGAUAACUGGCAGUACUACCGCACGGUGUGUUCCGAGGGCUGGCUGGCCCACAACCGUUACUGCUACAAGGCCCUGGCAGAGGCUGAGGCAGGGAGCUGGAAGGACUGCUCCACUGCCUGUGACUCCGUAGGGGCCAACCUCACCAGCCUACACUCUCUAUCUGAGGUAGAGCUGCUACUGCUGGGGUGUGUUAUGUAGUGUGGGUAUGAUACUAUGCCAUUGCAAAAGUUUUUUUUAUUACUAAGAUGCUGUUGUGUGUGUAUGUAAUGGCCUUGCAAACGUAAUCAGCCCCCUGUGGCAUUUUUCCUAUUUUGUUGCAUUACAACCUGUAAUUUAAAUUGAUUUUUAUUUGGGAUUUCAUGUAAUGGACAUACACAGAAUAGUCCAAAUUGGUGAAGUGAAAUGAAAAAAAAUAACUUGUUUCAAAAAAGUAUAAAAAAUAAAUAACAGAGAAGUGGUGCGUGCAUAUGUAUUCACCCCCUUUGCUAUGAAGCCCCUAAAUAAGAUCUGGUGCAACCAAUUACCUUCAGAAGUCACAUAAUUAGUUAAAUAAAGUCCACCUGUGUGCAAUCUAAGUGUCACAUGAUCUCAGUAUAUAUACACCUGUUCUGAAAGGCCCCAGAGUCUGCAACACCACUAAGCAAGGGGCAACACCAAAAAAGCAGCACCAUGAAGACCAAGGAGCUCUCCAAACAGGUCAGGGACAAAGUUGUGGAGAAGUACAGAUCAGGGUUGGGUUAUAAAAAAAAUAUCCAAAACUUUGAACAUCCCACGGAGCACCAUUAAAUCCAUUAUUAGAAAAUGGAAAGAAUAUGGCACCACAACAAACCUGCCAAGAGAGGGCCGCCCACCAUAACUCACAGACCAGGCAAGGAGGGAAUUAAUCAGAGAGGCAACAAAGCGACCAAAGAUAACCCUGAAGGAGCUGAAAAGCUCCACAGCGGAGAUUGGAGUAUCUGUCCAUAGGAACAUUUUAAGCCGUACACUCCACAGAGCUGGUCUUUACGGAAUAGUGGCCAGAAAAAAGCCAUUGCUUAAAGAAAAAAUUAAGCAAACACGUUUGGUGUUUGCCAAAAGGCAUGUGGGAGACUCCCCAAACAUAUGGAAGAAGGUACUCUGGUCAGAUGAGACUAAAAUUGACCUUUUUGGCCAUCAAGGAAAAUGCUAUGUGGGGAUGUUUUGCAUCGGCAGGGACUGGAAAAUUGGUCAGAAUUGAAGGAAUACAGGGAAAUUAUUUAGGGAAAUCUGUUUCAGUAUUCCAGAGAUUUGAGACUGGGACCGAGGUUCACCUUCCAGCAGGACAAUGACCCUAAGCAUACUGCUAAAGCAACACUUGAGUGGUUUAAGGGGAAACAUUUAAAUGUCUUGGAAUGGCCUCGUCAAAGCCCAGACCUCAAUCCAAUUGAGAAUCUGUGGUAUGACUUAAAGAUUGCUGUACACCAGCGGAACCCAUCCAACUUGAAGGAGCUGGAGCAGUUUUGCCUUGAAGAAUGGGCAAAAAUCCCAGUGGCUAGAUGUGCCAAGGUUAUAGAGACAUACCCCAAGAUACUUGCAGCUGUAAUUGCUGCAAAAGGUGGCUCUACAAAGUAUUGACUUUGGGGGGGUGAAUAGUUAUGCACUCUCAGGUUUUCUGUUUUUUUGUCUUAUUUCUUGUUUGUUUCACACACAAAAAAUAUGUUAUUAUAUAUUCAAAGUGGUAGGCAUAUUGUGUAAAUCAAAUGAUACAAACCCCCCAAAAAUUUUUAAUUCCAGGUUGUAAGGCAACAAAAUAGGAAAAAUGCCAAGGGGGGGUGAAUAUUUCCACAAGCCACUGUAUGUAUGUAUAUUUACAUGUAUGUGUGUACUCUAGUCUCAUUGUCUGGCUCAGAGGUGUGGAUCGGCCUGAUAAAGAAGCUAUCGUCUUCAGCUGUAGAGUGGUCAGACGGCUCCCCGGUCGACCUCACUCUCUGGCACAAGCACCAGCCUACCCAUAGUAACAGUCAGCUCUGUGCCAAGACUGACAUAAAGGUACGGUCAACUGAAUCCUUUUGACUUUGAUGAUUACAGUUUGUGGUUGGUUCAUCGUCUUUAUUUGAAUUCAUAUAGUAAAUUACUCAAAUGUGUGUGUGUGUGUGUGUCCGUCCUAGGAGGGGAACUGGCUGUUGGCACCAUGCGAUGAGAAGCUCCCUGCAGUGUGUAGGAGACCCGGCCUUCUGCCCCUACACCCCACUGGAGCAUGGGACGAGAGCUGUCCUGAGGUAGCCUCAUACACACACACACACACACACACACACACACAUACACACACACAUAGAUGAUCUGAUGAGAAACCCUACAAGAUAUCAUCGCUGCAUGUGUCCUAGCCCUGAGCAGAAGAAUGCAAAACUGCUCUUAUCUACAUCAAUCUAAACCGAACUGUUUCCAUAACAACUUAUUUCAUGGCACCAUGCAGUGUUGAUUCGAUACAUUCUUUGUCAGACAGAGGUUCUGUGGCGUGCAAACUGCUGACAUUGAGCAGUGUGGUCAGAAUAGUGCCAUUCUACAUAUCCAGACCUGCAUUACCAUUACAGUAAAAGAGCCUGGUUGGGUUCAGAUCCUGAGUUAGGGAGAGUCUGCUCUGCAUUCAGUACAAUGAGCUGAUUCAACAGCCAGAUGACGUAUUGUCUGACUGUCAUGUGGAGCUGUCACUGUUUACGAGGACAUAAGCAGAUUGACUCAUAAGGGCUGUUUCACUGUUUCACCAUGUCCUAAAAUGGACAGGAAAUGGUCCUGGGGGAGUACUAUCAAUGGACACAGACACUAACUAAGAAGUAUAAAUAAAUAAAUAAAUGGGGACUUCACAGAAUAAAGACUUCUUUCAGGGACUGUGUUUGAUUGUUUUCAGGCCAUGUUGUAAAAUUCACACAAUCACCCUAGCUAUGUUCAUUGAAAAACGGCCUUCAGUUGGAAAGGGAUUUGACAACAGAAAGAGAGAAUCUCCUCCAUCGCGGAGGCACUGGUGUACAUUCCUUCCACACGCACGUGUUGGCUGCCAUUGGUCCUCAAGUGUGUAUGGUGAGGUGGGGGUGAAAUGUAGGAGACUUGUCAAAACACCACUACUUCCUGUCCCUAAGACCCUCCCCAAAAGUCCCCCCCAAGCCCCCUCCAGUCCUAACAGAUGGGCCCAGUCAUAGCCCUAACCCCCCACCCUCCCCAUUCCCCUAACCCCAAUCCUCCACGUGUGUUUGCUUGUAUUAGCCACUGCAGUCUACUGCUAAUUCCAAACUAUGCGGCUCUUACUGCCAGAAUGUUUGGAGGGUAACACAAUCCAGUCAGCUUGGCCUGCUCUGCUGAGCUUGUUGCUAUUCUUGUACACCGGCCCAAACUCUUUUCAGGUGUCUGUGUGUAUAGACAUGGAGUAAUGUGUGAACCUGCAGUAUAUUCAGCGCAUUGUCUUGGCUGCUCUCACUCUUGGACGGUGUCUGCAGUAGAAGAAUCCAGUCAUAUAAAGUUAAACGUUUUCUAUUUGUUUAAUCUAACUGAGCUACAGAUGUAGGAUCUUAAUUUGAUCACUCUUUUGUUCUUUAGAAUUUUCUUGAACAGCAGGAAAUGCUAACUUGUAGUGUAUUCGAGGUUUUAAAAGGUUUCUAAAGUUUUUAAUUUCCAAUAUCAGACUUAACUUGCCGUAACAAAAAAUUUAUCAACCCCUACAAAAAAUGUCCAUUAAUUAAUAAUCCACAUAAUAAUUCAAAUGUCCUGCUGCUGUGCAGGAUUAUUUUCUUGCUGUAGCAAACUGGCUCAAAUUAAGACCCUACAUCUGUAUGUCUUCCCCACAGGGUUGGAAGCGGAAGGGCCACUCUUGCUACAUGGUGACGAGCCACGAGCAGAGCUAUGAAGACGCUGUCAAGGGUUACUACUGCAAGGCUCCUCUGGUCACAGUGGAAAACAGGUCUGAUUUCUGAUUCAGACUUCUCAUCUUAAUCAUUUCUUACACACUGCACCUCAAAUGGGAACUCCCAUAUUUCAUAGUGGCAAGAAUACAUUCUUAUGAAUGAUUGUUGAUUUCUCUCCGUGGCAGGUUUGAGCAGGCCUUUCUGAACAGCCUGGUGAGUGAGAUGGGAGCCAAUGGUAGUAUAUAUUACUGGACGGCCCUACAGGACCAGGGUAACCAUGGAGAGUACAGCUGGCUGGGAGGACACAAUGGAUCCACCCUACCGCUGCUGUAUACCAACUGGAACAGGCAUCAGCCAGGUAGGGAAGGGAGACGUGGUGGGGUGGGCUGUAGCAUCCUAUACUCUAUGUUCCAGGUAGAAGUUGCCCCUUAACCACAGAUCCAGGGUCAGAUUACCCAACAAUGUAUCCUAACGGCUAUCAGAAGGGUAAUGAAAAAAGAUCUGACCCUGGAUCAGUGCAUAGGGACAAACUUCAACCUACUCUAUGUCAAUAAACAAUAGUCUCCCUGUUAAACUAUACUGUUUUGUCGUAGUGGAUUGAGUGAUACAGUAUAUGACAACUAUGUUGUUCCCUCUAUUCACAUGUUUUUCCAGACCACUCCACUGUCAACAGUCUUCCUUCUCUUCCCCACUGGCAUGUAGUCUCGAUGACACAGACCAGCUCCACUUAGAUAGCAAACAAUAGGGCUGAGACAGAACAGACAGACAGACAGAAAGACAGACAUAGUUGUGGGUUAGUUUAGCCCCAGGUGGAUGUGUCUGCUGUCUACUGUCCUUCAUUCAACCCCCCCUCCUUCACUUCACUUCACACUGUGGCUUCGUCCCAAAUGGCAUCCUAUUCCCUAUGCAGUGCUCUACUUUAGUAGUGCACUUUGAAGGGAAUAGCCAAAUAGAGUGCCAUUUCGGAUGCAGGCUAUGAUUAAUGAGUUCAAGUGUAAUUUAGGUUUCACAAUCUCAGCUUCCUUCAGUCAGGAUGAGAGCAUCAUAAAUCAUGCUGUUGCUAUGGUGAAAUGGCAGGACAACUUUGAAGUAGAAAUCCAAUCAUUUAGUUAAUAAAUCACAGCUCACAGUCUCUCUCUCUCUCUCUCUCUCUCUCUCUCUCUCUCUCUCUCUCUCUCUCUCUCUCUCUCUCUCUCUCUCUCUCUCGCUCUCUCUCUCUCUCUCUCUCUCCCUCUCUCUCUCCUCCCUUCUCUAGUCAGUGCAGGUGGCUGUGUGGCUAUGACAGGUGGCCAGGCCUUGGGUCACUGGGAAGUGAAGGACUGCAAAUCCCAGAAGGCGUUGUCAGUGUGUAAACAGAGCAUCAGUGGUUACCAGGAGGUCCUGUUGCCUGCAAUCCAUAUUGACGCUUAUGCCCCCUGUCCUCCAGGCUGGGAAUCACACACCGGCCUGCUCCACUGUUACAAGGUCAGCUGCCUUUCCUCCUCUUCUCCCCCCUCCGUUCUGUCUCUUCUCCUUUAUCUAUUUUCCUGUAUUUCGCCUGUCUUCCUCAGUUAUUAACUCAUUGUGAAAAGUAAUGCUUAUGCUACCACUCUGAGAGAGUAUGACAUGAUCACAAUUCUCUAAAUAAUAGAGGUUGUCCCAUUAGCUGUCACUUGAAAACCAAUGCAGAUAAGGAGAUGCUGUAGUCAAGGCGACGUAGUGUCAUUGUUGACUGUGGUCCUCAGGCGUUCCACAGUGAGAAGGUCCUGAUGAAGAGGUCGUGGGAAGACGCUGACUUCUUCUGCCAGGCUCUAGGAGCUCAGCUGGCCAGCUUCCACCACUACGAGGAGCAGGUCUUCGUCAAAGGACUCCUCCACUCCAUGUUUGAUGGGUUAGUUAGUGCCACCUAGUCCAACAUCACUACUGUUCAUUUGUCAAAAGUUAAAAGUGUGUUUAUCACCUACACCCCUGUUUUUGCCUUUUUAUAAUAUUGUGUUGUCCCAGGGAAUCAAGCACACACAUUUUCUUCAGGAAAUGCAGUUUUACCUGUGAUUGUGGAUGACUUUUAUUCAUUAUGUCAAAUCUAUUCCCUCUCUCUCUCUCUACUCUACUCCUUCCUCUUUUUCAGAACAGAGGGUCGUUGGUUCUGGGUGGGCUUGAAUAAGAGAGACCCCCAGUCAGCAGGAGCUUGGGGGUGGUCUGACGGGACCCCUGUGGUGUCCUCCUUCAUCGAGGAUAAGAACCAGGAGGAUGACAGACAUAACUGUGCUGUGUACAGUGACCUGACCAACGCCCUCCUGCCACAGCCCUGUGACACCAAGCACGAGUGGAUCUGCAAGGUUCCCAGAGGUGCUGUAUGACUGGAUGAACGUUUUGAAAACAUAAUUUUUUUAUUGCUUUUUGCUGUACAGUGUCCUUGUUUAAAAAAAAAGUUGCUUUGAAUCCAAUGUAUUUUUAUUAUUAUUAAAAUUGCUUGUUGAUUUAUCCGUAUAGAUUGUAUAGGUUUAUCAAUAAGAGUGUCUGUCUUAUAUGUCUCCUAGGUAUGGAGCUGAACAAACCCUACUGGUAUAAUAACCGUAAGUACAUUUAUUCAUGUGUAUGUAUUUUAUUAUAUUUGAUAUUUCUUAUGUAUUUUAUUGAGUUUUUAUUCAUUUAUUGAUAUGCUUAUUUGUGAUAUAAAUUGCAGUUCCUCUGUCCUGUAGAGAAUGAGCCCUGGGUGUUCUACAGAGCAGCAGAGUAUCUGUUGGCCAAGCAGCCUUUUCCCUGGGAGGAUGUAAACCUGGCCUGUAUGAUGAUGGGAGCCCACCUGCUGUCUGUCCACUCUAAAGAGGAGCUCCGAUUCAUCAGAGAGCGCAUGGGGAGGGUCUGUACACACACACACACACACUAACACACGGGCCGACACACACACACACGUGCCGACACAAAUUCACACACACUUACACACACACACAUUCAGACACACACGAGCCGACACAAUCAUACACACACAAUCAUACACACACAUACACACACACAAGUUCACACACACUAGCCGACACAUUCACACGCGAACGCCCUCAUUCCCACACGCGCCUGUAAAUUCACAGUUCACACACAAGUGCCCUCACACACUCUCUCUCUUACACACACAUACAAACACACGCCGACGAGUUCGCACGAGUGCCCUCGCAUACAGGAACCAAAUAAAGGGCCUUGUUUCACCACAGCACAGCGUCUUGGAUCAAACCGAAGGGCCCUCUGGUGGAGAGGCUUUUGAAGGCUAUAAAAAGGACGGAGCUGUGGAUAAAACAGCAGAGGCUGGGGCCAAGGCCAAAGAGAGGUGUUGAAUGAGGCCAAGGCCAAGGAGAGGGGUUGAAUGGGCUCUCGUGGCGUGAAAGAGGCUGAAUGGCUGAUCCUUCACUGGAGCGAGGGCAGAAUGCAGGAGGAGGAGGAUAAUAGGUCUUGAAUGAGUGAGCUAAGCAUUUAUUUUCUUCUCUCGGUUCUCAGCUCUCUCUGGGGUCAACUGACUGGUGGAUAGGGCUGUCCACAGACCUGGUGAGGGAAGAGUUCAGGUAAGUGGGGCUUUUGAGUUUAUUGAAUGCUCUAUUUUACCUCACACUCAAUGGAUAAUGCUGUUUAUUUCGUGUGAGGGGGUGUAAUAGGAGUGUGUGUGUGUGUGUGUGUGUGUGUGUGUGUGUGUGUGUGUUUGUGUGUGUUUGCGUAUGUGUGUGUGUGUGUGUGUGCGUGUGUGCAGUUGGAGUGAUGAGUCCCCUGUGGAUUAUCAGAAUUGGGCAGAAGGAAGCUCCCAUGAUGCCCCAGUGAAACAGAAACAGUGUGUGACAAUGUCCUCUCUUUCAGGUGAGCACACAGGCACACACACACACACACACACACACACAAAAAAAACACCAUGACCGAGUCCUCUUUGACGUGUUUUGACCAACAGGUCAGUGGUCGGCGGGUGAGUGUGGCGGUCUCCACGCUCACGUAUGUAAGCGCCGGACCGUGUCCGUGGUGGAGAUUCCCAGAGAGCCUCACUACAUCGGAGGCUGUCCAGAGAGAUGGCUCUACUUUGGACACAAGGUUUACCUCCUCUCCCAUCCUUUGAUUCAUUUAAAAGCUUCUGCAUAGUAGGGCUUAAAUGGAAGUUUGUAUAGUUUAGUACCCAUUAUUAUAUAUCCUGAUUGCCUAGUCACUUUUACCCCUUCCUACUUGUACAUACUGUAUUACCUCAAUUACUUCAACUACCUCGUACCCCUGCACAUUGACUCAGUAACACAGGGGUGUCAAAGUCAAAUGGACGGAGGGCCAAAUAAAAAAUUUAGCUACAAGCCGAGGGCCGGACUGUUCGAAUGUUCAUUGAAAAUUUUUUAAAUGACGCAUAUAGUCUAGUGAACCUAAUUGAACCUACUGAAAACCUAACAAAUAUAUUCCAAUAUGAUCAGAUAAAUAAAGCAAUAUUUUCUUAUGGCUCUGUCAGUAAUCUUUAAUUUUCAACAGACACAAAAGACAAAUUUCCUUUAUAUAAAAAUCCCCAUAACAUGAACAUUAAAUGAAAGAAACCGGUAUUCAAGGCACCAUCAGUAGCCUAUAUUUUCUAUUUUAGCAAAAGUGGGCUAAAUUUACUUCAAAGAAAAAAACAAUAAUAGCAAUUUUCUAUCAUCCACUCAACUGAAAUAUUUUUAAAAUAUAAUUGGAUUGAAAUACAAUAAAAUAAAGUGCAAAAAUCUAUUAAUCAAAAACAACACUUUGUUUAAGGAGAAGUAACAUGCAGUGAAAACAAAUAUUAAACUUUAACUUUUAAACUUGAACUGAGUAAAAACUCUAAAUAUGUGAUUGCACAGUAAUGUUCACUUGUUUGAGGUUGAGGGUGAUACUUGGUGGUGUCCCAUCUUUUCCACAAGUUCAUCAAUGUUCGGGGUAAGGCUCUGAGCUGAGGAAAUCCUCAGAAUUGAGUGGAGGUGUUCAGCAGUAAGUCGACUUCUGUGUGAUGUUUUGUUCAGGUUCAUCAAAGAAAACAGUUGUUCACACAGGUAUGUGCUGCCAAACAUAGACAACGUUUGAGCAGCCUGGAUGCGCAGCUGGGGCAUUGUGUCGGGGAGGAAACGGGCGAACUCCGCAGCACCCACUGCCGCAUAUUUUGCCCUCAGUGCAUCAUUGCAUUGGAGGUCAAUCAACUCCAUUUGGAGGUUUGGUGGUGAGCUUUCCACGUCAACAGCAAAUGGGUUACCGAGCAGUUCCAACCUGCUUUUUUGUGCUUCAAAGUCAGCAAAUCGGCGUCGAAAGUCAGCGGCAAGCAUACCUAUUUUAUCAGCCAACUGUGCGCUCGGGAACGCACUGGUAGAGAGCUUCUCUUUCAUGGUCUGGCAGCUGGGAAAGUGGCUCAAAUUUUCUUUCCGCAUCUGCGUCUCCCACAGAGUCAGUUUGGUUUUAAAUGCCUUCACUGUACUGUACAUAUCAGAGAUGACAUGAUCCCGACCCUGCAGCUGCAAGUUCAUUGCAUUCAGAUGACUCGUAAUGUCACACAGAAAAGCCAUUUCACACAGAAACAUUUCGUCUCGGAGUUGUGUUGUGUCUUUCCCUUUGCUGUCCAAGAACAGACAAAUCUCCUCACGAAGCUCGAAACAUCUUUGAAGCACCUUUCCCUGGCUUAGCCAUCGCACCUCUGUGUGAUAAGGCAAAUCACCAUGCUCCGUUUCUAACUCCGUCAGAAAUGCCUUGAACUGGCGGUGAUUCAAACCUUUGGCUCUGAUAAAGUUAACUGUGCGCGUGAUGAUGCUCAUUACAUGCUCCAUUUUCAAGGCUUUACCGCACAACGCUUCCUGGUGUAUGAUACAAUGAUAAGCUGUCAGCUCACCUGUCGCGUUUUCCUCUUGCAUCUUUUCCCGUAUCUUCGCCACCAGUCCGCUCCUGUGUCCACACAUCGCAGGUGCUCCGUCGGUUGUCAAACCCACGAGUUUUUCCCAAGGCAGCUCCAUCUCAUUUACACAUCUUGACACCUCUUCAUACAAAUCAUGCCCCGUAGUUGUGCCAUGCAUAGGACGUAAAGCCAAAAACUCCUCUGUCACGCUUAGGCUGGAGUCCACUCCGCGGAUGAAAAUUGACAACUGGGCAAUGUCAGAAAUGUCGGUGCUCUCAUCCACAGCCAAGGAAUAUGCAAUGAAAUCUUUUCCCUUUUUCACAAGCUGCUCUUUUAGAUUGAUGGACAACUGGUCUACUCUCUCGGCAAUGGUGUUUCUGCUCAGACUCACAUUUAAAAAGAGUUGCCUUUUUUCUGGGCAAACUUCGUCACAAACUUUAAUCAUGCAGUUUUUGAUGAAAUCCCCCUCUGUAAAUGGCCGGGCUGAUUUAGCGAUCUCUUCUGCCAAAAUAAAACUGGCCUUGACAGCAGCCUGGCCUUGUGAUUUGGCUUUUUUGAACAGAGCCUGUCGAGAUUUGAGGCCUCGUUUUAAUUCCUCUGCCUUUUGUAGCCUUUGUUCCAUGUCCAUAUUCUUGUUUUUGUCCGCGUGUUUCGUUUCAUAACGUUUCAUAAUGUCGUACUCCGACUCCCACCUUGUUUGAAACCCCCGGUUCUCAGUGUCCACCUUCCGUUUUGCCAUUUUUGAUGGGUAUCUGAAAGUUAAUUUUACUGUGAUGCUGACGACUGCUGUGCCAAUAAAUAUUGAAAUGAAGCAGCCUACUGCUCGGUGCGUCACCGUUGCAUUGUGGGAAAUGUAGUAUUGGUGCGUGUAAAAGAUCUGCGGGCUGCCGGCUUGCUGCGGUCUGCGGGCCGGUUCUAAUAAUAAAUCAAGAUCAUCCCAGGGGCCGUAAAAAACCUUCUCGCGGGCCGGAUGUGGCCCGCGGGCCUUGACUCUGACAUAUGUGCAGUAACAGUACUCCUUGUAUAUAGCCUCGUUAUUCUUUUGAUUGUGUUACUGUUUCCUUUUUUAUUUAGCAAAUAUGUCUUACUUUUUAACUCUGCCUUGUUGGGAAUGUACAGUCGUGGUCAAAAGUUUUGAGAAUGACACAAAUAUAAAUUUUCACAAGGUCUGCUGCCUCAGUUUUUAUGAUGGCAAUUUGCAUAUACUCCAGAAUGUUGUGAAGAGUGAUCAGAUGAAUUGUAAUUAAUUGCAAAGUCCCUAUUUGUCAUGAAAAUGAACUUAAUCCCCAAAAAACAUUUCCACUGCAUUUCAGCCCUGCCACAAAAGGACCAGCUGACAUCAUGUCAGUGAUUCUCUCGUUAACACAGGUGAGAGUGUUAACGAGGACAAGGCUGGAGAUCACUCUGUCAUGCUGAUUGAGUUAGAAUAACAGACUGGAAGCUUUAAAAGGAGGGUGGUGCUUGAAAUCAUUGUUCUUCCUCUGUUAACCAUGGUUACCUGCAAGGAAACACGUGCCGUCAUCAUUGCUUUGCACAAAAAGGACUUCACAGGCAAGGAUAUUGCUGCUAGUAAGAUUGCACCUAAAUCAACCAUUUAUCGGAUCAUCAAGAACUUCAAGGAGAGAGGUUCAAUUGUUGUGAAGAAGGCUUCAGGGCGCCCAAGAAAGUCCAGCAAGCGCCAGGGCGUCUCCUAAAGUUGAUUCAGCUGCGGGAUCGGGGCACCACCAGUGCAGAGCUUGCUCAGGAAUGGCAGCAGGCAGGUGUGAGUGCAUCUGCAUGCACAGUGAGGGGAAGACUUUUGGAGGAUGGCCUGGUGUCAAGAAGGGCAGCGAGGAGGCCACUUCUCUCCAGGAAAAACAUAGGGACAGACUGAUAUUCUGCAAAAGGUGCAGGGAUUGGACAGCUGAGGACAACGGUAAAGUCAUUUUCUCUGAUGAAUCCCCUUUCCUAUUGUUUGGGGCAUCCGGAAAAAAGUUUGUCCGGAGAAGACAAGGUGAGCGCUACCAUCAGUCCUGUGUCAUGCCAACAGUAAAGCAUCCUGAGACCAUUCAUGUGUGGGGUUGCUUCUCAACCAAGGGAGUGGACUCAUUCACAAUUUUGCCUAAGAACACAGCCAUGAAUAAAGAAUGGUACCAACACAUCCUCCGAGAGCAACUUCUCCUAACCAUCCAAGAACAGUUUGGUGACGAACAAUGCCUUUUCCAGCAUGAUGGAGCACCUUGCCAUAAGGCAAAAGUGAUAACUAAGUGGCUCGGGGAACAAAACAUCUACAUUUUGGGUCCAUGGCCAGGAAACUCCCCAGACCUUAAUCCCAUUGAGAAAUUGUGGUCAAUCCUCAAGAGGUGGGUGGACAAACAAAAAUCCACAAAUUCUGACAAACUCCAAGCAUUGAUUAUGCAAGAAUGGGCUGCAAUCAGUCAGGAUGUGGCCCAGAAGUUAAUUGACAGCAUGCCAGGGCGGAUUGCAGAGGUCUUGAAAAAGAAGGGUCAACACUGCAAAUAUUGACUCUUUGCAUAAACUUAAUGUAAUUGUCAAUAAAAGCCUUUGACACUUAUGGAAUGCUUGUAAUUAUACUUCAGUAUACCAUAGUAACAUCUGACAAAAAUAUCUAAAAACACUGAAGCAGCAAACUUUGUGAAGACCAAUACUUGUGUCAUUCUCAAAACUUUUGACCACAACUGUAAGUAAGCAUUUCACUGUAAAGUCUACACCUGUUGUAUUCGGCGCAUGUGACCAAUAACAUUUGAUUUGAUUUCAGUUUCUCUUGGCCAUCUGACCGUACAAGGAAAAAACUCACUGAUCUAGGAACUAUACCAAAACCUUGCUAAAUUUCUGUCCUGUGUUUUAUGUGUAUUCUGGCAGUGUCUCCUGCUGCACCUCCCCAACAGUUCUGAGGAGGGGAAAAGCUGGAGAGACGCCCAGUCUAUCUGCUCCUCUUUCCAAGGCACGCUGGUCGCCAUCGAAGACGAGAUCGAGCAAGCGUACAUCACCAUGCUGCUCCAGGGCGGGACAGUGGGCAUUUGGAUUGGUCUACGGGAUGAGGACACCAUGAAAUGGACCAAUGGGAAACCUGUCAGCUACACCAACUGGUCCCCUGUAGAACCCAAGAACCCUCUGACGGUAAGACCUCCUCUAGGGAGAUUGUAGGUUAAAUGCAACAUCAAAUAUUGACAUUGUCUUUGUGCUUUGGGGAUGUUCUCUGUAUAGUGUAUUGAUUAGGGUGGGGGGGGUGUUGUGUGUUUGUCUAUGUGUGUGUGUGUCUGUGUGUGCCUUUCUGUGUGUGUGUGUGUGUGUGUGUGUGUGUGUGUGUGUGUGUGUGUGUGUGUGUGCACGUGGGCGCCCCUCCUCUGCAGGAUGAGUGGCUGAGCGGGCCCCUGGGCGGGGACGAUCCUCUGUGCACGGUGCUCUCCAACAACCACAACUUCCACCUGACAGGGAAGUGGUUCGAUGAAAAGUGCACAGAGAGUGGGUAUGGCUUUGUCUGUCAGAGACCCCAAGGUAGGACUCCCCUCUGUCUGCAUGCAUUCUGUGUCACGCACUCACCCUCAUUCAGGCUCUCAUUGACACAUUGGGGCCUAUUUUCAGAGCACAGAGCUGAGAUAUUACCAAUCAUGUCUGUAUUACCUCAUCAAUUAAACUGUUGUUUUUGGUUAUAGCUUCCUAUUUUGUGCUCUCAAAAUGAGAGAAAUCCCCUUCAGGAAUUGUUGAACAAAGAAAUUAGUGUUUCUGUUGAUUUUGUGACAAAUCGAUGCCCUUGCUUCCUCCUGAAACAAUCUCUCUUCUCUUUUCCUCUCCCCCUCUCCCUCUCUCUUUCCCUGCAACAGACGCAACUAAACCCCCAUCCCACUCCUACCUCCACCCUCUCCCUGACAAUAUUGAGUACAAGAACCGCAGCUACAGGGUUGUCCGUGGCAACAUGAGCUGGUACGAGGCGCUGCAUAUGUGCUUAGAGUCUGAGUCUGAGCUAGUGAGCGUUACCGACCCCUUCCACCAGGCGUUCCUUACUGUCCUUGUCAAUAGAUUGGCAUUCCCCCACUGGAUUGGACUGUAUAGUCAAGACGUAGGUAUUAUACUAGACUGCUGAGUACUGCUACCUGCCUGGGCUGAGUGUGAAGUGUGUGUGUGUGUGUGUGUGUGUUUGUGUGUGUGUAGAUAAUGCUCAUUAACAAGCAUGUUGAAGUUGGUGGCAUGAAUUGACCUUUGAUGAUGUUAGGAGUAUGUAUAGUAGAAACAAGGAAACAGCUAAGCGCACUAGCUAGAGGUCUUUUAUAAACAGCAUGGCCACAAUGAAGUCAUGUUGAAAAUACAGAAAUGCCUGAGACCAUGUGCAUCUGACAGUCUGUUUACUCUGAUGCUUUCGCUUUCUCCCUCUCCAGUCCAUGUCAUUCUUUCGAAGCAUGGUGAUUUCAUCUUUGUAAUUAUUCACAGCAUGUUUGCACCAUAUCAUAACCAAAUGUAUCUGAUCUCCUCAAAUCAGAAGUAGGCCUACUAAGUCCCAUUUGGGCACUUUCUAUUCACAGACACGCAUUCACAUUUCUACAACUCUUAUAUGAAUAUGUUUGGUGUUUAUAUACCAAUAUAUGGCUUAUAGCUGAUAUCCUGUGACAAACAGAGAUAUUUAUCACACUGGCUUAUAGAUGUAACUUAUCCCAUUACUGCAGUUGUCCAGUGUGCUUCCCAGAGCUUUCCUUCUGGCCCACAGCCCGUGCAUAACUAUGGUUGUGUCCCAAAUGGCACCCUAUUCCCUUUAUAGUGCACUACUUUUGUCCAGGGCUGAUAGGGCUCUGGUCAAAAGUAGUGCACUAUGUAGGGAAUAGGGUGCCAUUUGGGGCGGAGUUUUGUGCUUCACUUACACAGUAUGGGAGUUGUUUUUCUCAUCUGCCGGCCCGGCUGGGAGGAAUUCUAAACCACUCACAACAUGUGGAUCGAAGAAUCCCAGAGGCUCAAGGAAUGUCUUACUCGUGAAAUAUGGAAUGAGGACAGGAAAGGAGAGAAUUGAUUCACUUUGUUCUACACAAUGCACGCACACACACACACACACACACACAUUGGUAUAUAGACACCACACUUCCCCCAAGCCAAACCUUUUAACAUUGCCUGCUACACUCUACUCUUCCUGCUCCGUUGCAUAACAUGACCUACAACCCCGUCCUCUCCCUUAGCAACCCGCCUUAGCAACGUAGGCUCACCUUAAGAGUGUGUGUGACCCCCUUCCUGCCUGUGACUGUACGCCCCUACAGGAUGGGAUCAACUACCAGUGGUCUGAUGGCAGUGACACGGUCUUCACCCACUGGGACGCGGCCGAUGAUGAUGAUUUCAUCCUGGGGGACUGUGUGUACAUGGACGUCACCGGGGGCUGGAGGAGGGCCGACUGUGAGAUGCCGCUCCAGGGAGCCCUGUGUCAUGUCCCACCACCUAGUGAGUAUGGCCUAGGUCCUAGCAUAUUAUAAAGCAGUGGCUACUAAAGCUUACUGUGCUGUUAGUCCCUCCUCAAGAGUUUCAAAUGCACAAUACUGCUUUUCAUCAUUUUCUCCCAUAGAGAGUAAUGCAUUCACCACCUAUGAGGUUGUGUGUCCAUCGACGUGGGUGAGGUUUGGAGCCAGCUGCUACAGCUUUGAGCCUGUAGUCCAGAGACUGACCCUGGAUGAGGCCAGAGAGCACUGCAGACACAAAGGUACAGGAAUUCUGGGCAGAUGUUGCCCUCAAGCACAGAUUUAGGAUCAGAUUCCCCUGUACAAAUUCUAACCUUAAUCCAUAAUAAGAAAUUGCAAAACAUUCCUAACUUCAGCAACUUCAUCCUACUGUGGUAGGUCUCCAGUACACCAUGGAGGUCAAUUAGGUCUCAAUUAGGUCUCAUGCUAGGAUGGAUCAAGGAUUUUAUGGAUCUCUGUUAAUGGGAAUUUCCUUGUGAUGACUCCCUGUUGUAAUUGUCCAAAAUGUAAUGUUUGGUGAGAGCUCCCCCUAUGGGAUCCAUGUAUUAGCUCCAUUCUAGUAGUUAAUACUGUACUGUAGCUAUAGAUCUGAGGGUGCAAAACGUUCACAGAGUAUUGCCUUCUUUAUGCUCUGUAAUAAACAUAUAAUAAUGAAGGUUUGGUGGGUUUUUCCCUCUUCCAGCAAACACAUCAGAUGUCCUGACCAUAGAGACAGAGACGGAAAACAGGUUCGUCCUGGAGCAGCUGUGGUCGUAUGGCUUCCCACAUCAAAUCAUCUGGCUGGGGAUGUUCUUCAACACUGACAGUAAGCACACGCUUCCCCCAAGUUUCCUCUCUUUUCAUCAAAAUAAGCAGCCUUGGCGUACAGUAUAAACCAAAUGCUGGCAAAAGACAGACAAUGUAAGUGCUUCGGACAGAACUGGGAUAAGACACAGCUUAAUAGGUUUAGUAACAUUAUGAAUUUCUAAUUUUUAAAGUAGUAUUUUGAUACUAUUUAUUUACUUGGUGUUUUACCUGCUGAGUUGAUUGAAGCACUGAAAAGAAAACACCAUGACCUGGGGCAGAGUUGCAGGGGGAAGGAGAGGGGUCAAAUGAACCAAUUCACAACUUCUUUAUUAAAAAUUGUAUCUGUUUGUCUGGUCCAAUUUAGCGGACUCCAUGGCAUGGUUCGAUGGUUCUCCUAUGGACUACUCCAACUGGAACUUCCAGGCCCCAGACCCCAGCCUGCUGACAGCAGACACCUGUGUGUCCACCAGGGUGUCUGAUGGGAUGUGGCUUCUCUGUCAGUGCACUGACAGACUGGGCUUCGUCUGCAAAACUAACUUAGGUGGAGUAGAGACAUUCUGGCUGCAUUUACACAGGCAGCCCAAAUCUUUUGCCACGAAUUGGUCUUUUGACCAAUCAAAUCAGAUCGUUUGCCAAUAAUUGGUCUUUUGACCAAUCGAAUCAGAUCUUUUGUCAAUAAUUGAAAGAAAUAUCAGAAUUGGGCUGCCUAUGUAAACGCAGCCUCUCACUAACCUCCAACUGCUAUUAUGACAAUGCUUUGUGUUAUACAUUUGUACAGUGUACAUGUAUGUAUAUAUUCCACCUAUGUCUUACUCGUGAAAUAUGGAAUGAGGACAGGAAAGGAGAGAAUGGAUUCACUUUGUUCUACACAAUGCACGCACACACACACAUCUAUAGAUCAGUCAAGUUAAACAGAUCGUCUUCUUUGCAGAUACGAUCCCUGAGGUAGAAGUGGAGCCACUAAAUGGUAUGUAUGUAAUUGAGGCUAUUGACAGUUAUGCGUUUUUUCUCAUUUACAUUCUCAUAAUUUGGCAACAAAAAGGUAUCUUGGGAGCAGCCUCCAUGACUAACAGAGCCUUCAGUGUCCAGUAAACUUCCCGAGUGGCGCAGUGGUCUAAGGCACUGCAUCGCAGUGCUAGCUGUGCCACUAGAGAUCCUGAUUCGAAUCCAGGCUCUGCUGUAGCCGGCUGCAACCGGGAGACCAAUGGGGCGGCGCACAAUUGACCCAGCGUUGUCCAGGGUAGGGGAGGGAAUGGCCGGCAGGGAGGUAGCUCAGUUGGUAGAGCAUGGCGUUUGCAACGCCAGGGUUGUGGGUUCGAUUCCCACGGGGGGCCAGUAUGAAAAAGAAUAAUGUAUGCACUAACUGUAAGUCGCUCUGGAUAAGAGUGUCUGCUAAAUAAUGUAAAUGUAAACUCACCCCUCUGUGUCUCUCCCAGGGUUGCACCACGGUAUCGUCCCAGCCGCGGUCCUGGUGGCCAUGCUGAUCUUCGCCGUGCUGGUGGCGGUGCUCUGGCUUGUCUACAAGAGGAACAGGACACGCUUCCGCAGACUACCGUCCCUGGGAAACGCCUACUACAGACAUACUAGUUCCCAGGCCACAGACUCCGAUGGAAACGUUCUCAUCACAGACCUGGAAGCUCACUCAGGAGAAUAGGGUGGUGUCCGAAAUGGCACUCUAUCCCCUAUAUAGUGAGCUUCCAGAUCUGUGGUGAGAGUGUUUCCAUCGGAGUCUGGUCAAAAGUAGUGCACUAUAUAGGGAAUAAGGUGCCUUUUCAGAUGCACAAUAGGACUGCAAAAUGGUGGUGUUCUCUAAAGUUGGUUAAAGCAUGGGAAUGGGCCGAACUCUCUGUAUGACUGUGAAGAAUGGUACGUCUCUGUGGGGUCUGACAUGGACCACAGCAAGGGAACUUAGAAAAGGAGGUGAGAGCCCAAUGAGCUUUAUCCACUUUAUACCACAGGAGGCUGUUGAGGGGAGAAUGACUCAUAAUAAUGGCAGGAAUGGAGCAAAUGGAAUGGCAUCAAACACCUGGAAACCAUGUGUUUAAUGUAUUUGAUACCAUUCAACUCCAGUCAUUACCACGAGCCCGUUCUCCCCAAUUAAGGGGCCACCAACCUCCUGUGCUUUAUACAAGUAGUUGAUGAAUCAGGGACCAAUCAUGUGGCUGAGAGUGAGGGAGUGCACCUUGGUAAGUUUUGUCUACAAAGGAUUAGAGCUGUUAUCCCAAGUGCUUUGAAAGGGGCUGACAUUCUAAUGUAUGCAUUUGAAAAUCGAUAGAUAUUCUUUGCACUGCAAGGUUGUUGUUUUGUUAUUGCGGUACAAUGCCAACUGCUCCCACUAAUGCUGGUACCAACUGUAUUUGUGAGUACAAGUCUUUCACGCAGUGAAGACUAGUUUUCUGUAAUGCCUUCUACAGGACCAAAACUAUUUAAUUAUUGUUUAAAAUAACAAUGGGCGUGAUUCAGUUGUUUACAGCAAAGACAAAGUCAUACUUUUGCAAUACAUUCUGAAGUCAUCUUAUAUGUAUUUUCUUUAUGAACAGAAAUAAGAAAAUAAGACCCCAAAUCAAUUCCAGUUAUGUUUUUUAAAUCUAUAGUGUCAUUAAAGGACAGUGUUUCUUUGUUAGCACUUUAUUGCACCAAACUCCAUCAAUGCAAUACGGAAAGAUUAUGAUGUAUGUUUUUUUAAUGUUUUUUUUUUGUAUGUUUAUUUAUGUGUGUUCGUAUUGUGUAUUUUCCUACGCACAGAACACACACUCACACCCUCACAGUAUUUUUUAAGUAGCCUAUAAGUACAAACAUGAUAUUCAUAAGAGGAAGGGAAGAAAAUUCAAGAGAAAAAUGCAGGCAUUUAUUUAUGUUUUAUUAUUUAUCAUUACGAGAAAAAUUUGGUCCACAAAUCAGUCAAAAUGUAGGAGUAAAGAAACUUUUAUUGAUGAAACAAAAAUGAUGUAACAAAGUACUGUUAUGUAAAUGGUAGCUCUUUGAGAAUUAAUUAAGUAUUCUGAGUAGACUUAUGUGUUGGUUGUUUUUAAUGAGGUACAGUAUUUGCUGUGUUACCUGUUGUAGUUUUUGUAUAUUGGGUACACAGAGUUAUUAGAUAUGAAAUAUGUUGUUGUAGUUUUUUCUAUUGUGUGGAAAGAAAUACAUGCAAGAGGAUAUCACAGAUGCUUGAAAAUGUUUACUGUCUCUUGAUAUUUUGUAUUGAUAAUGUUCAUAACAAAUAAUAUUUGCCUUCGUGUAAAUAAAAUUAAGCUGUAUCCAAGUUGUAUCUUAAUUGUGUCUUGCUAUACAACGUUUGCUUGUAAAUGUGUCAUCUGCAUUGAGAUGGUCUGCAGUGCACUGUGGGGGUGAUAUCCAAAUAUGGUCUAUAUCUUGUUAAUUCUUACCAUGUUUCCUUUGAAAUUAGUCAUUUGCAUUGAGAUGCUCUGAGUGGGACUAGGGCAGGGGUGACAUCAUGUGGAUGAGGGAGACUGAGUAGGAUGGACUGUUUACUCGUGGGGCUCUCAAUACGUCCCAAAUGGCAUAAUAUUCCCUAUUUAGUACACUACUUUUGAAGAGGGCCCAUAGGGCUCUGGUCAAAAGUAGUGCACUACAUUGGGAAUAUGGUACCAUUUGGGAGGGAUCCUUUGUCUGGAAGUGGCCUCGACUGACUGGCCUGACUGUUGUUGUUGGCUGAGAUGGUUGAGAUGAUUCACUGCAUGAUGUUUCACUGCUGCUCUUAUUUGCUUGUCUUUGAGAGAAUUGACAGUGGCUUAUGCUAGUUGGAGACGCAACAUCAACAUACUUUUAUUUAUUUAUCAGUGUAUUUUGUCGAUGACUCAGCAUAUGUAAUGUGAAUUGUGUAUUAUAUUGCAAAAUAACAUAAAUAAAGUUGUCAUUUUCAGUUCUCGGACUGGGAGUGGUCUGUGAUGCGUUGUCGGCUGUUGGCGAAUCACAAGCUCGCAAUCUUCCAUGGGGAAAUGCAGCCUAGGGAAGGAACUUGAGGUUAGUCAUAGUCAGCUGAAAGUGAAAGUAGGCUACUGCUACUCUGAAACGCAGAAUUGGGUUUGCGCAAACUGUAGGCUACUGGAAACGUAUGAAUCCGAAUAGAGAAGCCGUGGUAUUAUAAUCAUGAAGAAUAUUCCACUCCAAGCGACAGUUUACCUAUGUGUUUUCUUAUUCGUUUGGGAUAAAACUAUUUGUUUUGGAAGUUGCGCAUCAACUACAUAUUCCGGUAAGUAAGGUGCUUUCCAUUUUCAUUAUUAGGCAUGCCUGCCCCAUAGCUGGCUGUACUCGUUGAAAGAUUAUCGCGUUUCCUUAGGCUCUACUGCUACUUAGACAGUCCGUGGUAGCCUAUUAUUGUUUUGAAUGGGGGUUAGGUUCAAUAAUGGGACGUCAAGCCCCUUUGUUCAAUUUGAAAAGCAGGAACUAACAAACGUUUGACGUAUAAUAAACUCGUUUUUUAAACCACAUGUGGACUUUGGUUUAAUUUAGUUUAUGGCCCAUCAAAUUCCUCAUCUGCUUUCAAAAUGUGUAAUGCCCAUUAUAAAGUAUAUCCAUCAGAAUUAAAAUAAUGACCUCUUGAAACUCCUCUCGCGCAUAAAAUGUGCAGCCCUAUUGAGUCUGUUGGUACAAUGUUGCAAAGUCAUUGCUGCAAGGUUGCACGCUGUUGAAGUGAUCCAAAUGUUGCAGAAUGUUGGUAUAACUGUAAAAACAGUUUGCAUGAUCAUAUCCCCAUGGUCAAGUACUGUUCUCUCUCUCUCUCUCGGUUAGCCUCUCUGUAAUGAGUGUAGGCCACCUAAUUAGACAUACACAAUGUUGCUGUACCAGCCUAUAAAUAGCUUGAACUCAGAGAUGCAGUCUGUUAUGUUUCUGAGUUCAACUGCUAUCCUAUUAUACAGUACACAUGAUAUCAUUUAUGGUUUUACAUUUACGAUUACAUUAUCAGCAAUCAGUGUUGGCGACCAUGAUAAGCACAGGCCCAAAAGACCCCUGGCGUUUCUAGAGAUAGUUUUUUGCUUAUCUGAUUGUUGUUGAUUGCCUUGAAAUGUAGUCUUGGUCCCCUGCCUCCAUGACAAGCUGAACUAUUUAGGCAAAGAUAACCAGCAGCUAAACUGACAUUUAGAUGGGACGUUGUAGAUAUCUACCAAACAUUCGAAUGAAAAGUGAUACCAAAUAUAUUGUAAACAUAUACAAAAUAUUGUGUUGAAUGAACUUAUAUCGUUGUAGUGAUGUCACUAUAUUUACUAACACUUUAUUAUCACUAUAAUAUCACCAUAUUUACUUGUAAUAUGUUCAUGAUCAUUUCCAGGUAACGACACCUUCACCAUCCAGCAUGUGAGCACAGGGAAGUGCCUGGUAGCUAUGUCCACGUCUGGGACUGGAGUUUCCAGGAUAGCAGGGGCUAAGUCUGGAGGGUUCGGGUUCAACGUGACCCUGGGGGAGUGUGACGGCUCCAGGGGGUCCCAGUGGAAGUGGGGUUCCAGCCACCGUCUCUUCCACGUGGGCACGUCCCAGUGCUUGGGUCUGGAGGAGAAGACCAAGGCCCUGUCUCUGUUCAGCUGUGGCUCCAUGAAGGACACCAUGCUGGGGUGGCGCUGCCUGGAUGGGGCCGUCUAUACAUCGUACCAGAUGGGCCUCACGGUGACCGAGGGGCUGGUCAGUGCCAAGCGCGACUCCUCAGACGCCUGGAGGAGGGAUGGGUCGACCGAUAAUAUCUGCCAGCGGCCGAUGCGCAGUGAGUGUGUUCUGUCCUCUGAGCGGCUUAUUCUCCUAAUGGAAUAGAAUAGAACAGAAUAAACUUAGUUUUUCCCAUCUCAUGUAGGCCUAUCUAUGCUUAUUUACAUGUAUAAAACCUCUAGCCACAUUUUACAAGAAUGCAUUGAACUUUGAUAUACCUAUACACUCCCAUUGAUAUCUUUAUGAACAACAUCCUGUAUCACUUGGAGACAAUAUAUUUGGCAUGGUCUGUUGUAUGCUAAUGUGAGGUGCACUGUACAGAGCUCUGCUUGGCAGCCACAUGUUUUAUCAGUUCCGUUUGGAGUUGAAGGGGAAUCCUUCCAACCAGAAUUAGCAUGGCCUUCCUUGUAACUGUUGUUGUUAACAAGGCCAGUAUGGACACACUUACUUUCAUUUUCACUUAACUACAUCACGCUUGCACAGGGGCAUCAUUUCAACUAAGUUAUUUUUUAUUAAGUUUAAGCUCAUUUGCUGCAUUUCUACACAAUUUAACAACUCUUAAAAUGCAAUUAGGAGAACAGCAAAAACAAGCUUAAUUGACUCCAGCCAUAAUCACCUUGGCUGCUGUAGCUUCAGUCGAUAGGGGACUUAACAUUCUACAAACACAUGUCAUACAGCAGUUAGCUGCUACACACUAGCUCUCCACCGGGAAUAACAACUCUAGUUUAGUUUCCUGUCAAGUCAAACAUCAGUCACUGCAGCCUUCUCUCCCGCGCCGAGGCAUCCUAAAACAUGCUCUCUACUACCAAUAAACAGCCUGCCCCAGAGCUGUCCACAUAUUUCUAAAGCUAGCCCGCUAAUAUCGCUAAACUGCAUUUGCCUUUUAAUUCUGGAUUGGAAUGAUUUUAGUAGCCUAUUUUAAAUAGUUGGUGUUGAACUAGGGUAUGGUGACUGCCAUACUGUGCCAUACCCAAUUGUCACCCCCUGUGCAUUACAUCAAAUACCCUUGACCCUGUUCCAUUUGAAAUCAUAUCAAUGGCACUGUAUGCCAGUUGUUUGCCAGUAGCCUUGUGCUAAAUGAUACUGUUUCACAUUAUCUAAGCUCUCUCUCUCUCCAUUGAAAGCAGCAGCUUUGGUAUUCAAUGAAUGUGUUCUGUGUACAGUUCCUAAAUCCAGUUGAGUUGACAGUCAAACUGUGCGAGGUCAUAUCUUUAGAUGUGUCCAGAUUGAAUACUAACUCCAAUAUUCCUAAUAAACUAAUUUGAAAUGGGUGUCAUGGGAUUAAUUCUAAUUCUUUCUCUCCUCUACCUAUAGUUGUCCACACCACCAAUGGGACCUCGACCGGGGAGCCCUGUGUGUUUCCCUUCCACUACAACGGCAGCUGGUACCACGAGUGUCUCCCCGACGACCAAUCAUCUGAACUUUACUGGUGUUCCACAACCUCUGACUAUGACACUGACAAAAAGAUGGGAUAUUGUCUAAAAUAUGGCACGUUUUCUUAUUUUUAUUAUAGAUACAAAUCAUGAUUCUGGAAUGAAUCUACUAUUAGUCUUCUUGUACCGUUUCCCUUCACAUAUAAUGAUUACUGGAACUAGUACUAGUAGAGUACUUAAAGGAAAACUGUCUUUUGGUAUUUGUUUCAUUAGUCUGUUGUUGAUUUAAUCCCAAAAUGUUUUGCAUGUCAGCAAUCAAGUUUUCAUGAUAUGUAAUUUUUAAAAUAUGAAAAAUUAUUGCUGACAUGCAAAACAUUUUUGGAUUUGAUCAACAACGGACUAAUGAAACAAAUACCAAAAUGUAGUUUUUGGGUGAGUUUUCCUUUAAGUACUCUACUGGUCUGGGUGGAGUUUUCCUUUAAGAGAAGGAAGUAGAAAGAUCAUUGCAUCAAGAUUGGGCUCAAUUCUAUUUCAGUUCCCGUCAGUUGAAUUAAGGAUGUGGAAUUUGUCCAUAGGAGUGCAAAUAGUUUUACGGAAUUGACUGGAAUUAAAUUAACUUGAUCCCAACUACACUCUGAACCUAGUCUCUCAAGUCAGACGCCUUGCUUCCACAAUCUUUGAAUGCUUCAGUCUGGCUACGCGAGACUGCUCUGAACCCACAAAGUCCUUUGCUCCUUCACUUUGGCAUGUUUGAUGUGAUAUUUUCCAGGCUGUGUAGGGGCUACUGACUUAGUUUAAAAAAACAUGUAUGGAGCUCAGACACUGUUUUUAUUUGGCAUAUGUUCGACGAUAAUUUUCUCUGAAAUAUAGAACGAUAAAUUUGUCUGUUCGGGGCUAGUUGAGAAAUGCUUUAGCAAUACAAGUACUGCUGGUUACGCAUAACCCCCCCCCCCCCCCCCCACCCACCCACCACACACACACACACGCAUCCUACCUCCAUGCUGAAUCCCAUAUCUAAUCUCUCUCACAGAGGAAGGCUGCAAGGCCCUGUUUGAUGGCCCUGAGGGGGGACCCUGUUAUGAGUAUAUAUCCCAGGUCGCGGUGACAUGGCAGGAAGCACUGGACUCGUGUCGCAGCCAGGGAGCCGACCUGCUCAGCGUGUCCAGCUCAGAGGACCAAGCCUUCCCCAUCUGUAAGACUGCCUUCCACUAUAGUGGCUAUCUAUGGACGCAUUCAAACAAAACAAACCUCCCAAACCUGCAUUACAGGAACAGUAAGAUUAAUCAUGUACUGCAAAGAUGCAAUACUUGGAACUACUUGGCACAUACUACUUACUUGGAAGUACUUGGGACUAAAGUACUUGGGACUACAAUACUUGGAACUACUUGGCACAAAAAUAGUAUUGGAGUAUUGGAGUUUAUAGUGUAGUAUUUGUGCCUGUACUUUCAGGAUUAGACACACUGGAAUGUCCCUCUCCAUAGUUUAGAAAGAAAAAUACAUACAUUUUACGUGUCAUUGUCAGUUUUCAUACUUUCACUUCAGUUUUAGCAGCAGCUGCGGCUUGAGCGCACCAACACACAGGAAAGGAACUUUGUGUUCACUGUAGGAUGGUGCACUUUGCAGAUCUCAUUUGAUCUCAUUGUAUUACAGAGAGUGAGAUUUAUACAAGGAAGCUUUUAGACUAGAGACACUGCACAGCAGACACAACUGUUAUUGUUCAUAACCAUUACCAUCCAUCAUUAUUACUCUAUUACCAUCACAGUUUAGAAGACACAGGGAACCUAUUUCACUGACUGUUAAGAGGGGAACAAAACAUAGCCAUUUUUUAUUGACUAGUUGCCAAUAUGACAUAGGCUCGCAAGGGCAAUAAAAAGGAAUAUUCUGUCAUUUACUUUGUAGCUCGAUUUAGCUUGUCUAAUCUGGUCUGGUCUCUGUUCUGUGUGGACUGAAGUGGACGUGGCCCAUGACAGCAGGCCAGACAGGAUGUGGAUUGGCCUUCACCAGCUGGACACGUCUCAGGGCUGGCAGUGGUCAGACGGCUCACCCCUCAACAACCUGCGCUGGGACAACGGUGAGGACACGACACAACACACACAGACACACUGCUUUAGCAUGGUACUUAGUACAAAUGUGGUACAACUUUGUAACAACUAUGGUACAUAUAUGGUUAUAGCAAUGUCACAACUAGGUUACAACUAUCUAUAGUACAAUGAUAUAGCCAUAGCACAAAUACUGUAUAGUACACGCAUUGGUUGGUACAGGUAUGCCACAGCCAUACCACCCUACUGCCUGGUACCCAUCUCAUUCUCCAGCCUGUGCCACAAUACCACCAGGGAAACAAAGAGGCCAGUGUUGUGUUGUGAGCAGGCAAGCAGGGUCAUUGUGACUGACUGGACUGGACGCAGCACUGCACAGGGCCAGGCAGUGUGUGUGUGCUUGAGGAUUGUUGUGAACGAGCUUGAAUAACAAGUCAACCGGCCUGAAUGGGCCUCUGUAUAUAACCAUUAGCAUGUGGCCUGGUCAAAAGUAGUGCACUGUAUAGGGAAUAGGCUGCCAUUUGGGACACAGAUUUGGACUGGACUGCUGUGUCAGAGUGGUGAUGACGUCACUGUCCUUACUUAGAGCCCUUUGACCUCUCUGGGUUGUGUUUUUGUUAACCGUCAGUACCAAGGGGUGUACUACAAAGCAGGAUCAAUGAGUAAGCCUGAUAACUUUUGAUAAACAAACAGAAAUAACUACUGAUUUUCUGGUUCCGUAGGAAAGCUAAACUAAGAUUGUGUGUUUGUGUAGGGAUGCUGAACAAUUCGAUCCUAAGGGAGUCAGACUGUGGAUUGAUGAAUUCGAAAAACUACUACGAGAGUGAGAUCUGCGAUAAAAAGCUUCCCUACAUCUGCAAGAAAAACGUCAACGUCACCCAGUCAGAAACAACAGGUAGGAGUUGACCAGUUGAUCACAUUAAUAGGGAAGGUCUUACUCGUUUAUCCUCCAAUUAGAUAUACUGUAUUUAUGUCCCCUGCUAAAGGGAUUUAUGGAACGCUUUUCCAAGGUGCUGAAGCACUUAAAAUUUUAAGGCCAUCCAAGCUUUGCAUCUCAACUACUACAGUGCUAUGAAAAAGUAUUUGCCCCCUUUCUAAUUGUCUCUACUUUUGCAUAUUUGUGAUACUGAAUGUUAUCAGAUCUUCAACCAAAACCUAAUAUUAGAUAAAGGGAACAUAAGUGAACAAAUAACACAAUAAUUACAUAUUUAUUUCAUAAACAAAGUUAUGCAACACCCAAUUCCCCUGUGUGAAAAAGUAAUUGCCCCCUUACACUCAAUAACUGGUUGUGCCACCUUUAGCUGCAAUGACCUUUGGUAUGAUGUUCUUACUGUGGAAUGCAGAGUUUGGUUUUCGCCAAGCAUUACUGGAACCAUGUCGUCCAAAAAGUUAUACUUUUGAAUCAUCUGUCCAUAGACGGUUCUUCCAAGAGUCUUGAUGAUCAUCCAGGUGCUUUUUGGCAAACUUGAGUCAACUUUUUGGACGAGAUGGGUCCCAUUAUGCCUGGCGAAAACCAAACACUGCAUUCCACAGUAAGAACAUCAUACCAAAGGUCAAGCAUGUUGGUGGUGGUGUAAUAGUUUGGGGAUGCUUUGCUGCCUCAGGACCUGGACGACUUGCCAUAAUAGAAGGAACCAUGAAUUCUGCUCUGUAUCAGAGAAUUCUACAGGAGAAUGUCAGACCAUCCAUCUGUGAGCUGAAGCUGAAGCGCAGCUGGGUCAUGCAGCAAGACAAUGAUCCAAAACACACAAUCAAGACUACAUGAAAAUAGCUAAAAAGCAACAAAUUUGAAGUUUUGGAAUGGCCUAGUCAAAGUCCAGACCUAAUCCCAAUUGAGAUGUUGUGGCAGGACGUGAAACGAGCAGUUCUGCAUGGAAGAGUGGGCCAAAAUUCCUCCACAGCGACGUGAGAGACUGAUCAACAACUACAGGAAGCAUUUGGUUGGAGUCAAUGCAGCUAAAGGUGGCACAACUAGUUAUUGAGUGUAAAGGGGCAAUUACUUUUUCACACAGGGGAAUUGGGUGUUGCAUAACUUUGUUUAUGAAAUAAAUAUGUAAUUGUUGUGUUAUUUGUUCACUUAUGUUCCCUUUAUCUAAUAUUAGGUUUUGGUUGAAGAUCUGAUAACAUUCAGUAUCACAAAUAUGCAAAAGUAGAGAAAAUUAGAAAGGGGGCAAAUACUUUUUCAUAGCACUGUAUAUUUUUGCUCUUCCAAGUGCUCAAUUGUUUUAUUUACAUUGUCAGGCCAUCCUUUUAAUUCACACAAUAUUUGUUCUCUCUCUCUCUCUCUAUUCUUUAUCUUGUUUUCCUUUGUCUCUGCAGAGCCUUUGGUGUAUAAAUCCACCAUAUGUGACGAAGGCUGGGCCCCUUGGAACAUGUUCUGUUACAAGCUGGUGAAGGAUAAACCAAAGGGGUUUGCUCAGGCCGAGGAGUACUGUAAGGUCAUCGGAGGAGGCCUGGCUAGUCUACACAGCCUGGACAGCAUGGAGAUGAUCAGCACUCAGUUCCAUGCAGGUACACUACACACUCAGAGAAACCAACCCCAAUUAUCAUGUAUGGCAUAGUCUUGCCCUGAGGCAUGGCUAUAGACUUCUAGUGAUAGGUAGCAGUCAUGACUCAAGGUAAGGCAUUAUAGUGCUUACACUAGGCAUCUAAAGCAUUUUACAGUGGAAUACUGUUAGAUAACAUCGGUUCGGUUGUGCUGUGUGUGGAAGACAUGCCAUUGGUCAGAGAUGCGUACAUAGUUGAAAUGCUAUGUUAUCUUCUGUGAGAGGCUUUGGCUGUUUAUGUAUGUUCGGUCAUCAGAAUCACUCAGUCAAUCAAUGAUCAAGCUGCUGUACAGUAGUUAAAUGGAGUGUUAUGUUGUGGUGGUCUCCUGUAAGAUGGUGUGUUGGACGUGUGGAUCGGUCUGAUGGGGACAGGGAACCCAGCCAUCCUUCUCUGGGCUGAUGAGACCCCAGUCUCCUUCACCUACUGGGGCAGGACUCAGCCUGUCCAACCCUCAGGAGACUCUGGCUGCGUCUUCUACUCUGGAAAGGUGUGUGUUGUGCGUGUGUGUUCAUUCUUGCUUGGCUACUUUUGGAUAUGUUGUAACAUUAGCUUUGACAGGCUAACAAUUUGCUAAGAAAUAGACAGCAGGUCCCAUUGCUCACUUAAUGCAUUAACUUGACAUUGUACUCAUAGCAGACCUUAAAUCAAACAUUUAAAUGUUGGGCAUUACAACCCCUAUAGGAAGUCUAUGUACUGUAUCUCUAGACCCAUGCCUUCAUCUCCUUCCUCUGUUGUCCAGUCUCAUGGCUGGAGCGUUGGGAGCUGUAACCAGAAGCUGCCUUUCAUGUGUCAGAAGAAAGGAGAGGUGAAUGAGUCUCCUACGGCAGGAUGUCCUAAAGGGGUAAGCAUUGUUCCCCAGCCCCAACCUCCUCUUCCCAGGACAAGCUGUACCUUAUCGAGUUUGUUGAGCUCUUUUGAUUGAUUUCAUUUGUUUGAUUUAUUCAUUUUGUUUUCAUUUCUGAGGACAAACAACAAACGACGUCUAGCUGUAGAGUAACAGUUCAAUUAUGAUUUAUUUCAUUUAUUGGUUUUGUUGACAUUUCUUCCCCUUCUUAAAGGACUGGAGGAGACAUGGGAACUCGUGCUACAAAGUCAUCCCUAAAGACGUGUCGUUCAAGGACAGGUGUGACCUCACCAUAAACAACAGGUACAGUCAUUCUUCCUUUUAACUCUUUCUUUUCCAGUCACUGGAACGUAAACGCUGUAUUUCUGAGAAAUUGCCUUGGAAGGGUGCCAAAACCCAACAGCAUCCCACAUUAACUCUCAACACUCAAUGUUGCCGCUCUAAUCGUCUUGUUCCCUCUUGUAUAGGUGUAAGGUCAAAAGUAGUGCACUAUAUAUAGAAUAGGGUGCCAUUUGCAGGCUCAAUCCUUCUUCAAUGUGUUCUCCACAGGUUUGAGCAGGCCUUUCUCAAUAGACUCCUUGGAGAAGAGAUCAACAUAAAGACCCAGUAUUUCUGGACUGGUCUCCAGGACAUAAAGGCUACAGGGGAGUACCAGUGGGUCACUCAGGAAGGCUCGGGACCCAACGUCACAUACACCAACUGGGGCUGGUUUGAACCAGGUUAGUCCAGACUGGGAAGUACCGGUACUCUGUAUUUGGGUGAGGGUUAACCCUGUUGGGGUUUCAGUGAUGAGAAAUGGAGAGAAACACGUGGUGGGUGUGCGUGAGUUACGUGUGUUUACUUGUGUUACAUAUGUGUGUAUGUGAGUUACUUACGUGUGUGUGUGUGUGUGUGUGUGUGUGUGUGUUUCAGCCCUAGCAGGGGGUUGUGCAGUGAUGUCCACAGCCAAGCCUCUGGGUAAAUGGGUGGUAAAGAACUGCACCAUGUUUAAAGCUGGCUCCAUCUGUAAGAGAGACAUUGCCACACCACAGCCCCUAGACCCUGAGCCCGACCCUAACCUCCCCUGUCCUGACGGAUGGACAUCCAGGCCUGGUAUCUCCUACUGCUACAAGGUGUGUGUAGGCCUGUGUGUGUCCUUGAAAUGAAUGACGCAGAUCCAGUUUACUUCACUCUGCAGCAUGUGUCCAUUCACUGAGCCUUCGUGACCUUGUUGGUUUAAGUUACUGUAUCCUUGCACAUGAAAGUCUCAUGAUGACACGAUUGCGGUAUGUUAGUGUGUUAUAACACAUUACUGUAGGGUGUUGGUGUGUUUGGUAACAGUGGUAAUGCUGUGUCAGGUGUUCCACGAGGAGAGGCUGAGUCGUAAGCGGUCCUGGGAGGAGGCAGAGAGGUUCUGUGAGGCCCUGGGGGCCCAUCUACCCAGCUUCAACCACCCAGAGGAGAUGAAAGCCCUGCACUAUGUUAUGAGAGACUCCAUCAGGUAGGGGCCCUCGCACACACACACACGCUGCACACAGUACUCCCGCAUACACUCGCACGCACACACAGCGAUAGCACACAAACUCAAACACAGGAGUCAGACUGGUCUAGCCACCUCAACGAAAGAAUGCUAAUGAUGUUUAUAACCACAUUCCAACAACAGCAACUUAAUGCCUGCUUUAUACAGGGCACAUAUACACACCACACUGCCAUAUCUCUUAUAUGUCAGAGCUUACACACUGCUCUAGAUCCCACCACUCUAACUGGCACAAACACCCACCACAGUUACCACACACAUCUGUGUUUUCAAAUUCACACAGGAUCAUCAUCUGUAUGCUAAAGUGAGCUGAUUCCUGUCAAUAGUAAAAAGUAUGGUACACAUCCUGUUCUGCAGGGGGAAGGUGCAUUCACUAGCAACAGGAUACUUAAGACACUGGUAGAUUGUUUAAACACUGCCAUUGAGCCGAUUUAAAAAAUACAAAUAUAUAUGUGAGAAUUAUGUUUGUUAACAGUGUUUGUGUCCUGUCUGUCUCAGUGAUGACCGGUUCUUCUGGGUGGGGCUGAACAGGAGAAACCCAGCUGCUGGUUCCUGGGAGUGGAGCGACAACAGGCCUGUGAGUAGAGGAAAAAAACAUCAUACCUCUGUGUGUAACUCCCAUAGAGAUACUAUAAUGAUAAUAUUUAUGUUGUGAUUCAUCCAAAGGUGUCCAUGGCCAUUUUCCCCCAAGAGUUCCAUGAGGAUGAUGAGUACAACCGGGGCUGCACAGCCUUUAAGGUGGGUUGGUUCAGAUGGUGGAAUAAAGCCUUAACACAGCAUAACAGCUGCUGGUCAUGGGAGAUGUCACUACUUAAACCCGCCCACAUUCUGUGGUCAUGUCAGCUUCUUCCUACAUCACAUGCUCCAUUAUAGAGCUCCCUCUCCCUACCUGUGAAGUGGCUACAUCUCUUGCACUAUCAUUACAAUCAGUCAGGCAUUAUCAUCAGGUCUAGGAGUUUUACUAUCUAUAAAGACCACUCCGCCAAGGGUACAGAAACAUUUUUGCGAUGAAUAUCUGUCUACAGUUGUAAUGUCAUAUCUCAUGUCGAUGUUGAAAUACCAGUAUGUAUCAUGGCUUGUCGUCUUGAAACAAAUGUAUCUUUCUCUCUCUCUUUAACCAGACACUGAAAGGAACCUUUAGGAGUUUAUUUGUCUUCCUGAUGCAUGAAUUCCCUCCUCUGCCGUUCUACGCCACCCCCUUCCACUGUGACGCUAGGCUGGAGUGGGUCUGCCAGAUCCCCCGCGGUAACCACACACACACACAGGCCAUGUGAUUGUGAACGUGUCAUAGCUCCUCUUUAGUUUCAACUCAAAGGCGUUUCUUGUGUAGUGUCUGCUUGUCCCACGUUGAACUGUUUGGCCAACAUAAACAGUCCUCUGUCUAUUUUUCCAUGAAAUCAAAACCUAAUUUAGGAAUCAGAGUUUGGGGAACUGUUUGGUGACCUUUACACUUUCAAUCUUGCAUUUUCAAAGUUGAAAAUAACUGUUUGUUUGUUCAUCUCGAAAUAGGCAAAACUCCCAAGAGCCCAAAGUGGUACAAUCCUGGUAAGUGGUGUUGACAUGUAGGUUUGGUAAUAUUUCUUGACUUUUUCUGACGAAAUUAUACACCAAUGUAUGAUAAGCCAUCAGUUAAGAAGUAUGAGCUGAGUUUUUUUUUUUAUAUUGAAGGAGUUUUGGGUCCUAAAAAUAGGAUGGGGGAAUAAUGGCAUUGAUCUGUUGCAGGUGGGCACCAUGAGACGUCCAUAUUCAUUGAUGGUAACGAGUUCUGGUUUGUGACGGAACCAAAGCUGCCAUACGAGGAGGCUAGUCUGUACUGCAACAGUAACGGCAGCAAGCUGGCGGCACCACGAAGCUUCAACGCAGCCAGACAGAUCCAUAUGAAUCUGCCACAGGUACAGUAGAGUGCAAUUACAGUACCGUGGUCAACAAACCAUACACCAUAACUUUUUUCCAGACUUACUCUACGGUAUAAGCCCAGCUAGUAUAAGAAACGGUUUAAAGCUGGAAUCCAUAAUAGUGUAACUUCCACGUUCGUUUGCAAUAUUACAACAACAAAGAAGUUACUUCAAACAAUGAACACUGUUUUUUUUCCCCCCACUGACAUCAUUGCACGCACGAUAGAACAGCAGAGUAUGUAGAGCGAUUUUUAUUUUAAACCACGAUGCUGGAUGUUCCUCUCCUCCGUUUCAUCGACAGAACAAAAACAAUAACGUACUGGGGGCGAACAGUGGCGCUGUUUGCGCUUAUGCAGAUGUCAGCUUUAAGGCUAGUAUAUCAAGCUUGAUUGUAAUUAAUAUAGAGCAGCAAUGGAUAGAAGGAGGGAGAGAAAGUAGGUGGCCACUGAACUAUCCUAAUAAAAUGAAGACAACAUUGAUAAAGCGAGAGAGCACUGUGUGUGAGAGAGCAGAAAGGAGUGGCUUUGUUCUGUCCUUGUGUUUAUUUAUUCAUUAUUUGAUUUGUGACCUGAUUGGGCAGAUGCCAGCAGGGAAGCAGAGCUGGUGGGCGGAUGUAAGAGACGCUGGACACUACUUCCCCAUGAGGUGAGUGACACAGUCACGCAGUCACAUGACAAGUCACACCUCACCAACCAACAACGACCCCCUGACACGGUCACACAUUAACAGCAGCACACAUUCUUAUACACUGGCUCCAAAACAUGUCUUGUGAUCAAAUUUGUGUUGAGUUUAACAUGAAAACAUGUAACAAAAUUCAGUCAUAUAUAAGUACAGUGCCUUGCAAAAGUAUUCAGCCCCCUUGGCAUUUUUCCUAAUUUGUUGCAUUACAACCUGUAAUUUAAAUUGAUUUUUAUUUGGAUUUCAUGUAAUGGACAUACACAAAAUAGUCCACAUUGGUGAAGUGAAAUGAAAAAAAAAUUACUUGUUUCAAAAAAUUCAAAAACAUAAAUAACGGAAAUGUGGUGCGUGCAUAUGUAUUCACCCCCUUUGCUAUGAAGCCCAUAAAUAAGAUCUGGUGCAACCAAUUACUUUCAGAAGUCACAUAAUUAGUUAAAUAAAGUCCAUAUUUCCGCAACUUUGAACAUCCCAUGGAGCACCAUUAAAUCCAUUAUAAAAAAAUUGAAAGAAUAUGGCACCACAACAAACCUGCUAAGAGAGGGCCGCCCACCAAAACUCACGGACCAGGCAAGGAGGGCAUUAAUCAGAGAGGCAACAAAGAGACCAAAGAUAACCCUGAAGGAGCUACAAAGCUCCACAGCGGAGAUUGGAGUAUCUGUCCAUAGGACCACUUUAAGUCGUAUACUCCACAGAACUGGUCUUUACGGAAGAGUGGCCAGAAAAAAGCCAUUGCUUAAAGAAAAAAAUAAGCAAACACGUUUGGUGUUUGCCAAAAGGCAUGUGGGAGACUCCCCAAACAUAUGGAAGAAGGUACUCUGGUCAGAUGAGACUAAAAUUGAGCUUUUUGGCCAUCAAGGAAAACGCGAUGUCUGGCGCAAACCCAUCACCUCUCAUCACCCCGAGAACACCAUCCCCACAGUGAAGCAUUGUGGUGGCAGCAUCAUGCUGUGGGGAUGUUUUUCAUCGGCAGGGACUGGGAAACUGGUCAGAAUUGAAGGAAUGAUGGAUGGCGCUAAAUACAGGGAAAUUCUUGAGGGAAACCUGUUUCAGUCUUCCAGAGAUUUGAGACUGGGACGGAGGUUCACCUUCCAGCAGGACAAUGACCCUAAGCAUACUGCUAAAGCAAGACUUGAGUGGUUUAAGGGGAAACAUUUAAAUGUCUUGGAAUGGCCUAGUCAAAGCUCAGACCUCAAUUGAGAAUCUGUGGUAUGGCUUAAAGAUUGCUGUACACCAGCGGAACCCAUCCAACUUGAAGGAGCUGGGGCAGUUUUGCCUUGAAGAAUGGGCAAAAAUCCCAGUGGCUAGAUGUGCCAAGCUUAUAGAGACAUACCCCAAGACACUUGCAGCUGUAAUUGCUACAAAAGGUGGCUCUACAAAGUAUUGACUUUGGGGGGGUAAAUAGUUAUGCACGCUCAAGUUUUCUGUUUUUUUGUCUUAUUUCUUGUUUGUUUCACAAUAAAAAAUAUUUUUGCAUCUUCAAAGUGGUAGGCAUGUUGUGUAAAUCAAAUGAUAAUUUUAAUUCCAGGUUGUAAGGCAACAAAAUAGGAAAAAUGCCAAGGGGGGUGAAUACUUUCGCAAGCCACUGUAAUGUUAUUGUGUGUAUUGGUUAGAAUAAGAGUGAAUUACUUUUUACUCCUGUCUUCUAGGUUCCCCCAUAUGCGAUACUACCAUGCUGAGUUCCUGGGCAGGUGUACAACCAUCAGUGACGUGAACUUCUUCCCAGGUGAAUGAAAACGUAACUACAGUACAAAGAGUAGUUGAAAUCAAGUUGGUUACUUUAGAUCAUGUAGAAAGGAUUAUAAUGUAGGCUGUUGGUUACUUUGACACUUCCCACUGGUCACACACUGGUUGAAUCAACAUUGUUCAGCGUAAUUUGUCAACGUAUUGUGACGUGGAAUCAAGGUGGAAAAUACAUUAGAUUUGAAAAAAGUAAUCAACCAGUACUGUUUUAAUCUGAUUUCAAACAGUUUUGUAAACAUUGAAAUUAGGGGAAAACUUCCACUUAAAUACAUUGACUUAACCUGACAAUGUAAUUUUAAGACAUGCUAACCUCUCACCAUUACAAUGACAGGGGAGGUUUGCAUUUUGGGGGGGGGGGGGGGGUGUAUGAUACUUGUGCAUCUAACUUUCUCACUCAUCAUUAUUCAUGAUUAAUUUAGGAUUAUCCGUAAUCAUGGUAGCAACCACAUUAAUGUAGAAGUGUUUAGAAACAUAUUAUAUUCUUAUUUACAAUACAAGUGACUCCAAAAUGACACAAUACAAUAUUUACCAUUCAUUUUUAUUGGGCACAAAAUAAUCUGACACAAAUCCAAAACAAACAGUAAAUGCAUCCAACCAAUUUGUAGAGUCACAAGCUUGAUCUAGUCAUUACAUGCUAUGAAUAUGGGACCAAAUACUUCACUUUUUACUACUUUAAUACACAUACAGUGGGGAGAACAAGUAUUUGAUACACUGCUGAUUUUGCAGGUUUUCCUAAUUCCAAAGCAUGUAGAGGUCUGUAAUUUUUAUCAUAGGUACACUUCAACUGUGAGAGACAGAAUCAAAAACAAAAAUCCAGAAAAUCACAUUGUAUGAUUUUUAAGUAAUUAAUUUGCAUUUUAUUGCAUGACAUAAGUAUUUGAUCACCUACCAACCAGUAAGAAUUCCGGCUCUCACAGACAUGUUAGUUUUUCUUUAAGAAGCCCUCCUGUUCUCCACUCAUUACCUGUAUUAACUGCACCUGUUUGAACUUGUUACCUGUAUAAAAGACACCUGUCCACACACUCAAUCAAACAGACUCCAACCUCUCCACAAUGGCCAAGACCAGAGAGCUGUGUAAGGACAUCAGGGAUAAAAUUGUAGACCUGCACAAGGCUGGGAUGGGCUACAGGACAAUAGGCAAGCAGCUUGGUGAGAAGGCAACAACUGUUGGCGCAAUUAUUAGAAAAUGGAAGAAGUUCAAGAUGACGGUCAAUCACCCUCGGUCUGGGGCUCCAUGCAAGUUCUCACCUCGUGGGGCAUCAAUGAUCAUGAGGAAGGUGAGGGAUCAGCCCAGAACUACACGGCAGGACCUGGUCAAUGACCUGAAGAGAGCUGGGACCACAGUCUCAUAGAAAACCAUUAGUAACAAACUACGCCGUCAUGGAUUAAAAUCCUGCAGCGCACGCAAGGUCCCCCUGCUCAAGCCAGCGCAUGUCAAGGCCCGUCUGAAGUUUGCCAAUGACGAUCUGGAUGAUCCAGAGGAGGAAUGGGAGAAGGUAAUGUGGUCUGAUGAGACAAAAAUAUAGCUUUUUGGUCUAAACUCCACUCGCCGUGUUUGGAGGAAGAAGAAGGAUGAGUACAACCCCAAGAACACCAUCCCAACCGUGAAGCAUGGAGGUGGAAACAUCAUUCUUUGGGGAUGCUUUUCUGCAAAGGGGACAGGACGACUGCACCGUAUUGAGGGGAGGAUGGAUGGGGCCAUGUAUCGCGAGAUCUUGGCCAACAACCUCCUUCCCUCAGUAAGAGCAUUGAAGAUGGGUCGUGGCUGGGUCUUCCAGCAUGACAACGACCCGAAACACACAGCCAGGGCAACUAAGGAGUGGCUCCGUAAGAAGCAUCUCAAGGUCCUGGAGUGGCCUAGCCAGUCUCCAGACCUGAACCCAAUAGAAAAUCUUUGGAGGGAGCUGAAAGUCCGUAUUGCCCAGCGACAGCCCCGAAACCUGAAGGAUCUGGAGAAGGUCUGUAUGGAGGAGUGGGCCAAAAUCCCUGCUGCAGUGUGUGCAAACCUGGUCAAGACAUACAGGAAACGUAUGAUCUCUGUAAUUGCAAACUAAGGUUUCUGUACCAAAUAUUAAGUUCUGCUUUUCUGAUGUAUCAAAUACUUAUGUCAUGCACUAAAAUGGGGGGGACUAUGUACAAAACGUGCUGUAAUUUCUAAAAGGUUCACCCGAUAUGGAUGAAAAUGGUGGUCCUCUGUAGCUAAAUUGGUAGAGCACGGCGCUUGAUUCCGUCUCUCACGGUUGAAGUGUACCUAUGAUCAAAAUUACAGACCUCUACAUGCUUUGUAAGUAGGAAAACCUGCAAAAUCGGCAGUGUAUCAAAUACUUGUUCUCCCCACUGUAAGUGAAUUUGUCUCAAUACUUUUGGGCCCCUAAAAUGGGGGGGGGGGGGACUAUGUACAAAACGUGCUGUAAUUUCUAAAAGGUUCACCCGAUAUGGAUGAAAAUGGUGGUCCUCUGUAGCUCAAUUGGUAGAGCACGGCGCUUGAUUCCGUCUCUCACGGUUGAAGUGUACCUAUGAUCAAAAUUACAGACCUCUACAUGCUUUGUAAGUAGGAAAACCUGCAAAAUCGGCAGUGUAUCAAAUACUUGUUCUCCCCACUGUAAGUGAAUUUGUCUCAAUACUUUUGGGCCCCUAAAAUGGGGGGGGGGGACGACGACUAUGUACAAAACGUGCUGUAAUUUCUAAAAGGUUCACCCGAUAUGGAUGAAAAUGGUGGUCCUCUGUAGCUCAAUUGGUAGAGCAUGGCGCUUGUAACGCCAGGGUAGUGGGUUCGAUCCCCGGGACCACCCAUGCAAAAAUGUAUGCACACAUGACUGUAAGUCGCUUUGGAUAAAAGCGUCUGCUAAAUGGCAUAUUAAAAUACCCUCAAAUUAAAGCUGACAGUCUGACUUUAACCUCAUAGUCAUUGUAUAAUUUCAAAUCCAAAGUGCUGGAGUACAGAGCCAAAACAUUUGUCAGUGUCCCAAUACUUUUGGAGCUCACUGUAUGUCAUUCAUUAUAUACAAUAGGCCCUGUAUACUAUCCCAGUAGAAGAUCUCCUUUAAGUGUUGAUAUUUGGUUGCGUUCUCAAUUCAAUAUCCAGUUUGUCUACAAAUUAAUGAUUGAUAUGUUGGAUUAUUUUAUUCACCAAAAAUCUAACAUAAGAAUAGCACUAAAUCAAACUUCAAAUAAAGUUUGAUUUGAUUUAGUCCCAUUCUUGAAUUUAGAUUUUUGGUUGAGAUGGAGAUGUGAAUCCAACAUAUUAACUUGUAGAUUUAAUUUGCAAUCAACCAACCAUUCUUCAUAUACAAUUAAAUAUCGAAUGGUAAAAGUCAUGAAUAUCAUGAAUUUGGCAUCGUAUUUAUAGAGCUAAUGGUAACUGCUUCUAAACUUCUAAAUGUGUUGUGUUUCCAAAGCUAAACAGGGUACAUAGAGGUAGGCAUCUGGAUUGUAGACUCGUUCUCACUGAAGUGCAUUACCCCUCAUAUACCAGUAGGAGUCACUGUCCAGGCAGAAAUUGGUGGACUAUGGCUUCACAUUUUAUUUCAAUAUACCUCUUUAUUUAGGUUGAUAUUGAAACAAUGGUGUUGAUUCAAACAUACCAUUUUACUAUAAACAUUGAAACAAGGUCAAAUAAAUUAUGUCUAAUCAAAUCUAAAUUUCAACAAUUUCAACCACCCAAUAUACUGUAUAUUGAAUAUAGGAAUUUCAAUGUAUACGUCAAUUUACUUCUGAUGAUUAUGUCAAUUAGAUUGAUGUAACAACCUGUUAGUCAGGUUAAGUAAAUGUAUUUAUACUGAACAAAAAUACAAACACAACAUACAACAAUUUUAAAGAUUUGACUGAGUUGCAGUUCAUAUUGAAAUCAGUCAAUUGAAAUAAAUUCAUUAGGCCCUAAUCUAUGGAUUUCACAUGUCUGGGAAUACAAGUAUGCAUCUGUUGGUCACAGAUACCUUUUAAAAAAGUCAGUAUCUGGUGUGACCACCAUUUGCCUCAUGCAGCGCGACACAUCUCCUUCGCAUAGAGUUGAUCAGGCUGUUGUAUGUGGCCUGUGGAAUGUUUCCCACUCCUCUUCAAUGGCUGUGCGAAGUUGCUGGAUAUUAUCGUGAACUGGAACACGCUGUUGUACACGUCGACCCAGAGCAUCCCAAACAUGCUCAAUGGGUGACAUGUCUGGUGAGUAUGCAGGCCAUGGAGGAACUGGGACAUUAUAAGCUUCCAGAUCCUUGCGACAUGGGGCAGUGCAUUAUCAUGAGCCUCAGGAUCUCGUCACGGUAUCUCUGUGCAUUCAAAUUGCUAUCGAUAAAAUGCAAUUGUGUUCGUUGUCCGUAGCUUAUUCCUGCCCAUACCAUAACCCCAACGCCACCAUGGGGCACUCUGUUCACAACACUGACAUCAGCAAACACUGACACCGCUCGCCCACACAACGCUAUACACAUGGUCUGCGGUUAUGAGGCCUGUUGGACGUACUGCUAAAUUCUAUAAAACGACGUUGGAGGCGGCUUAUGGUAGAGAAAUUAAACUUCAAUUAUCUGGCAACAGCUCUAGUGGACAUUCCUGCAGUCAGCAUGCCUAUUGCACACCCCCUUAACUUGAGACAUCUGUGGCAUUGUGUUGUGUGAUAAAACUGCACAUUUUAGAGUGUGUUUUAUUGUCCCCAGCAUAAAGUGCACCUGUGUAAUGAUCAUGCUGUUUAAUCAGCUUCUUGAAAGGCCACACCUGUCAGGUGGAUGGAUUAUCUUGGGAAGGUCGAAAUGCUCACUAACAGGGAUGUAAACAAAAUUGUGCACAACAUUUUAGAGAAAUAAGCUUUUUGUGCAUAUUGAACAUUUCUGGGAUCUUUUAUUUCUGCUCAUGAAACAUGGGACAAACACUGUUGCAUUUAUAUUUUGCGUUUAUAUUUUUGUUCAGUGUAAGUUGAAGUUUUACCCUCAUUUCAAUGCUUAAAAUGCUGGUUGAAAUUUGAUGAAAACUGUACUGGUUGAUUACUAUUUUCAAAUCCAAUAUGAUGACAAAUUACAUUGAAACAAUGUUGAUUCAACCAAUGUGUGCCCAGUGAGUUGUUACCUUUUUAUGGUUCAAAUGUGACCGGUCACACACACUCACUCACACGCACUCCUGCCCCUCCAGAGUACGAGUACAGCUGUGAGCUGCAGCUGCCAUUCGUGUGUGAGAGACACAACACCACGGCUAUAGAGACCCACCCUGGAGAGCCUCACCCCAAUGGUCUGCCCUGUGAGAGCGGCUAUUUACGCUUCAGGGAUAAGGUCAGUCUGUCGUACACACACACACACACACACACUGGAGCCUGGUGUCACUGGACGGUCAUAUAGGAACGGCUGGAAUGGAACGGUAUGAAACAUAUGGAAACCAGUUGUGAUACUGUUUAAUUCGUUCCAUUCCAGCCAUAACAAUGAGCCCAUCCUCUGAUUUAGUCUACAUACAGGUACAUUCUGUGUAGUGAUUUAUUUAAGCAAUAAGGCCCGAGGGGGUGUGGUAUAUGGCCAGUAUACCACGACUAAGGGCUGUUCUUACGCACAACGCAACGCAGAGUGCCUGGAUACAGCCCUUAGCCGUGGUAUAUUGGUCAUAUACCAGAAACCCCCGAGGUGCCUUAUUGCUAUUAUAAACUGGUUACCAACGUAAUUAGAGCAGUUAAAGUAAUUGUUUCGUCAUACCCGUUGUUUACGGUCUGAUAUACCACGGCUGUCAGCCAAUCAGCAUUCAGGGCUCAAACCACCCAGUUUAUAAUAAUUGUUAUUGAAUGUUGUCGUUGCCUUUUCCAGUGCUACGUGGUGAUCAGGCCUCUGUACGUUACUUUUCAACACGCCAACGAGCAGUGUCAGUCGAUGAAAGGAACUCUACUCACUAUCACAGACCAAGUUGAACAGGGUGAGUAGUAAACCUUCUAGUGGAUCUCUUUUACCUAUGUCUUUUUAUUCAUCAUGCUUGUCAAUAGACAACCUUCCAUUCUCCUAGACAUGAGAUGACCAAUGAUUGAUGUCCCUUCAAUGUCAGUCUUAACCAGCGGUUGUUGACUAGUUGCGCCUAUCUGUUUGUUGUGUUCAGACUUUGUGACCUCCCUGUUGCCGGAGCAGCCACAGAAGACAUGGAUUGGCCUGAAGCUCAAACAGCGGGACCCAGAGUGGGUGGAUGACUCCCCGGUCUCCUACCUCAACUUUAACCCCCUGCUUCACGGCCUACUCAGGCCCAUGCUCGUCAAUGUGAGUUCCCACUCACUUCACUUCUCAAUUGUAUUCAGUGUGGCAACAGGGAUCAAUGAGCUAUGAGUAGAGUUGAGUUAAAACAUACAAUUCCAUCAAACCGCAGGUAGCAUGUACAGUAAACAUACCUCUUUUCACAUUCAACUGAAAUCAUAGAAUAGUUUUACUGUAAAAAUACCAGUUACACUCCCCUCAUAGGCAGUUGGUCAGAAUCAGGGGUGUAAGUAAGCCGGAAUAGUGGGGUACCCCAUACCGGUAAAACAUGAGCCUAUCACAAUAAUUAAAACAGAUUUUAAGAACUGUAGGCACUUUAUUUGUUUUUAGGGGGUAGAUCAGCUUUAAUAUUUCAAAUAGAUUGUAACUUCCAUCAAUGUAAUCGUCUGCAUCAUUUCCAAUCCCCCAAAUAUAUUUUUUGUAAAUAUAUACAGUACCAGUCAAAAGUUUGGACACACCUACUCAUUCAAGGGUUUUUCUUAAUUUUUUUACUAUUUUCUACAUUUUAGAAUAAUAAUAUGAUUAGAUUCUUCAAAGUAGCCACCCUUUGCCUUGAUGAAAGCUUUGCACACUCUUGGCAUUCUCUCAACCAGUUUCAUCUGGAAUGCUUUUCUAACAUUCUUUAAGGAGUUCCCACAUAUGCUGAGCACUUGUUGGCUGCUUUUCCUUCACUCUGCGGUCCAACUCAUCCGAAACCAUCUCAAUUGGGUUGAGGUCGGGGGAUUGUGGAGGCCAGGUCAUCUGAUGCAGCACUCCAUCACUCUCCUUCUUGGUCAAAUAGCCCUUACACAGCCUGGAGGUGUGUUGGGUCAUUGUCCUGUUGAAAAACAAAUGAUAGUCCCACUAAGCGCAAACCAGAUGGGAUGGCGUAUCGCUGCAGAAUGCUGUGGUAGCCAUGCUGGUUAAGUGUGCCUUGAAUUUGAAAUAAAUCACAUACAGUGUCACCAGCAAAGCACCCCCACACCAUCACACCUCCAUGGUGGGAACCACACAUGCGGAGAUCAUCCGUUCACCUACUCUGCGUCUCACAAAGACACUGCGGUUGGAACCAAAAAUCUCAAAUUUGGACUCAUCAGACCAAAGGACAGAUUUCCAUCGGUCUAAUGUCCAUUGCUCGUGUUUCUUGGCCCAAGCAAGUCUCUUUUUCAUAUUGGUGUCCUUUAGUAGUGGUUUCUUUGCAGCAAUUCGACCAUGAAGGCCUGAUUCACGCAGUCUCCUCUGAACAGUUGAUGUUGAGAUGUGUCUGUUACUUGAACUCUGUGAAUUAUUUAUUUGGGCUGCAAUUUCUGAGGCUGGUAACUCUAAUUAACUUAUCCUCUGCAGCAGAGGUAACGCUGGGUCUUUCCUGUGGCGGUCCUCAUGAGAGCCAGUUUCAUCAUAGCGCUUGAUGGUUUUUGCGACUGCACUUGAAGAAACUUUCAAAGUUCUUGAAAUGUUCUUUAUUGACUGACCUUCAUGUCUUAAAGUAAUGAUGGACUGUUGUUUCUCUUUGCUUAUUUGAGCUGUUCUUGCCAUAAUAUGGACUUGGUCUUUUACCAAAUAGGGCUAUCUUCUGUAUACCCCCCCUACCUUGUCACAACACAACUGAUUGGCUCAAACGCAUUAAGAAGGAAAGAAAUUCCACAAAUUAACUUUUAAAAAGGCACAGCUGUUAAUUGAAAUGCAUUCCAGGUGACUACCUUAUGAAGCUGGUUGAGAGAAUGUAUCCCCCAUAUAAAUAACAUUCUAUUGGAAGCAAGAAUUUUGUAUAAUAAUUUAAAUUGAAAAAUGAUAUGUUUUGAAUCCGGCGUCGUUUUGCGUAUCAGUUCAUAAACACUAUGCUAUGGAAUCGGUACGUCAAAAACCUCUUCCCAACUAUUUUGCAAUCUAUAUGGGACGGCUGUCAAUCCUUUGAUCCUUAAAUGAAACUGGUAUACUUUUUUAUUUAUCACAAUUUUCUUUAACCAAUUAUGUUCUUUAAUGCAGGGCCAACAGACAAGUUCCUUACUUUUUCCCCCUUCCACUUUCCUCUUCCAUUUUUUGCGGUAAUGCUGCAAUUAUUUGGUUGUAAUUUUGGGUAGAGCAGACAUUUCCAUAUGUUUUUGUUAGCUGCAUGUGCGACAUAACUCCACCAGUCCUAUCUAUGAUAUCAUGGUAGAGCAUGGCGCUUGCAACGCCAGGGUUGUGGGUUCGUUUAACACGGGGGGGGCAGUAUGAAAAUGUAUGCACUCACUAACUGUAAGUCGCUCUGGAUAAGAGCGUCUGCUAAAAUGACUAAAAAUAAAAAAUAAGAUUAUACCUUUUUUAUACAUUUUUUCAAAAAAGUAUGUUUUUUUUAUCAAUUAGUAUAUUUGAGUUUAGCCACAAUAUUUGUUGCAUUAUUUGUUCUGUCGUUUCUGGAGGAUUAAAUUGAAAUUGCAACCAACUUUCUAUGGCUUGUUUUAGAAAUAUUGAUAUUUGGGAGAUAAUUUCCUUUUCAAAUAACUGAAAGUGAGAGGUUGUAAUCUGAAUAAAGGGAAAAAGGCCAUUCUUGAACAUGGGGUGAGACAAUCUUACUAAUUUGCUAGAGAACCAGUUCGGAUUUAAGUAUAACUUUUGUAUGACUGAAGCUUUUAGUGAUAGGUCUAAUGCUUUAAUAUUUAAUCAUUUCUGUCCUCCGAAUUCAUAUUAAUUAUAUAAAUAGGCCCGUUUAAUUUUGUCUGGCUUGCCGUUCCAAAUAAAAUGGUAUAUUUUUUUCUCAUAUAAUUUAAAAAACUGUUCGCUAGGCGUAGGCAAGACCAUAAGCAAAUAGGUAAACUGGGAUAAUACUAAAGAGUUAAUCAGGGUGAUUUUUCCACAAAUAGACAGGUAUUCACCUUUCCAUGGUAGCAAUAUCUUAUCUAUUUUUGCUAACAUUCUAUUAAAAUGUAUUGGAGUGUUAUCAUUUCUUUCUUUCGGGAUAUGUAUACCGAGUAUGUCCACAUUAAUGUAAAAGUUGUAUUUUUUAGUGAUCCAAUACGUAAUAUAGUAUACUUAUCAUAAUUUGGUUUUAAUCCAGAGAGGUUAGAAUAAUUAUCUAGAUCCUCUAUGAGGCUGUGGAGGGAUCCAAAUUGUAGAUUUAAAAGAAAACAUGAAUCAUCAGUGUACAAUGACACCUUUGUUUUUAAGCCCUGGAUUUCUAACCCCUUAAUAUUAUUGUUGGAUCUGAUUUUAACAGCUAACAUUUCGAUUGCAAUAAUAAAUAGAUAUGCUGAUAGUGGACAACUUUGUUUUACUCUUCUUGACAGUUUAAAAUUUUCGGAGAAGUAGCCAUUAUUUACUAUUUUACACAUAGGGUUACCAUACAAAACUUUAACCCAUUUUAUGAGAGAUUCUCCAAAAUUGAAAUAUUCCAGACAUUUAUAUAUAAACUCAAGUCGUACUUUAUCAAAGGCCUUUUCAAAGUCAGCUAUGAAUACCAGGCCUGGUUUGCCAGAUUUGUUAUUUUUGCUGUAAAAUUUGCGAAUAGACUUGAAAACUUGUGGAAUACGCUUCAAAAUGCGGUGUGGUUCGAUGAUAACACUGACAUUUUGCCAUGGCAGAGAUGAGGCCGAGACCGAGAAACGCGUGGACAGCAGUGUACGCAUCAAUUCAGAUUAGAAGACUGUUGUAGGCCUAAUGAAUGACAAUCACAGAAUGCCAUUCAUAACACUUUUUGCUGUUUUGUAAGUGGUCUCUUUGCAUUUAUCAAAUGGCAUUGUAUGGAUGCCGGAAUUUAAGUUGCCCAAUAGUUGGAAUAAUAACUGAAGUCUGGAAAAUGAUGGUAGGCCUCUCAUGUAGCCUAUUAUAAUAUUAACUCCUUCAGAAUUAAGUGUUCCUCACAGUAAAAUGAUAGACAAAAUGUUAAUUUUGUCUUGGGAACAGGAGUGGAGAAAUAUGAGAAACCUGUUGUGUAGCCUAAACGUGCAAUUUCUUUCAGCGACAUAAAAGCUGACAGUAUUUCAUUUUCAACCACAUAAAAUAUGCAUCCAAGAUUAACUAAAAUACUAUCAGAAACAUGUUGGAUCGUUUUCACAGCUUUUCAUUUCCUGAAAACUGGUCAAACUGAGCAAAAAUCAAAGAGAAAACUUUACUGAUGUCAACUAGACUGUUGAUGAUGCAUUGAUCAUUCUAUCGAUUUAUGACAUUAUUCUGCUGGGAAAGGCUUUAUUUAGUAUUCUAAACAAUCAUCAAGUAAUGACAGAAGAGAAGCUGCAUGUAUCAAAUUAUAGACAAGUUGACUAACAAAUAGCCUACCAAAUGUAAAAAAUUAUAAGCAGAAAGAUAUCUACUUGAGGCAUAAUCUUAACCACUGGUGUGUGCAGGUAGUCUUUUUAAACAAAUGAUGGGACUGCAUAAACAUUACUAUGAUAGACUAUACUAAAUACCAGUCUCUAACGACGUUCCACAUCUGUUUCAAAGUUCAAGGUCAUCAUAACCUAUAACUAACUCUCUGUGUCCCUGUUGUUGUUGUUGUUGUGUCUGUCUGCAGCUCCAUGACCCAGAGAGCAUGGAGCUGUGUGUCUUCAUGUUCAACGACCCCAGCUCUGCUAUGAUGGGCUCCUGGGACUACACCUCCUGCUCUGACCAGCAGCAUGUGGCCAUCUGCCAGCACUACGCAGGUACACCACCGCCACCUGGCAGCAGAGGGCACCAAACACAACUCAUUAUCUGUGCUUAUCUGUCAGUGUUCACGAAAGAAUGGAUCAUGUGUGGACUCUACUGUCAGAAGGCUUCUGAUAGAAAGACUUGAUAUUAAGUGUAUUUUUUUUAUAUACGGAUAUUAAGUGUAUGAAGUAGACUGAUAUUAUUGAUACUUGUUACUUGAUAUUGCUACUGUUUUGAGGAGUAGAAAUUGAGCAUAUCAAAUAGGGUUUGAACCCUCGUCUGACCCCUUUAAAUCCCUCUCAUGUUCUCAGAUAAGCCAGAGGAGCCCCUGUUCCAGUUGGAGCAGUUCCAAGCCAACAACCACACCUUUCAGCUGGUUCAGAAGAACAUGACGUGGUUCGAGGCUCUGGAAGAGUGCAGGAACCAGAACAUGGACCUGGCCAGCGUAGCCGACACCCUACAGCAGUCGGUCCUCACCGUGCACGUCACCCGCGCAGGCAGCCCCAUGUGGAUCGGGCUCUUCAGCGAAGACGUAAGUGGCCAUAGCUCUUCACCCAAACCCGUUGGUGUUCGCAGAUCUAAAAGAAAGUGAUGGGAUUAAGGCAAUAUGGCAAAGCAAACAACCCAUAGCCCAUUGGAAGGCUAGGUGGAGCCAUCACCAUGUAGAAUAGGUCACACCUAUCCUGUUCCUUCAGAUCUGCAAACACUGAAGGAUAGUGGCUGAUUCAUAAUGACGAUUUCACAGAUGCUACAGUAGAGUUAUGUUUGUUCUUAAUUGACUUGCUUGGUUAAAUACAGGUUAAAUAAAUAAGGAACUCACUCAGCAUUUUGUAUUGUCAGGAUGGUGUCCACUACCGCUGGACAGACCACAGUCACACAGUGUUUAGUCGCUGGUCCUCAGAGCCCACCGUUGGACGCUGUGUCUUCCUGGACACGGAAGGCUUCUGGAAGGCUACAGAGUGUGAGGAACAGUUGGCAGGGGCUAUCUGCCAUGUUCCACACGGUAAGACAACAAUACAGUGGCUCAGUUGGUAAGAGCUGGGGUCUUGUAAUGUAAUGGUCAUGGGUUCAAUUCUCGCAAGGAUCACAUACCAAAAGUGUAUGCACUUUGGAUACAGUUUUCUUUUAAGUGGCAUAAGAAAACAAUACAGGAUGAAAAUCAACCAAGCACUCUCCUCAGACAGCAACUGUGUAUUUUGGCAGAAUUUUCUUUUUUAAAUGAAUGUUUUCAAUGUUUCCAGAAGAGACUAUUACCACCCCUGAGGACAUCGCUGUGAAAUGUCCUCACAAGAGCAGCGGGCCAAACUGGAUCCCCUUCAAGAACAACUGCUACACCUUCCAACUGGUAUCGUCCAGAUGGGAUGAGUUUGACAAGGGCCAGAUACAUCAGACAUGCAAGAAACUGGGUAAGGAGCAAGGACACCGUCUGGCACAAACAUCAGUCAGGAACCAUUUGUAUUGUGAAGACCUCCAUAAACAAGAUACAUAUUAGAAACAUCUCUUAUAGUCUCAAUUAGAAAUGUGAAAAAGGGGAGCGCUGCUUUGGCAUCAAAUAUGAAGACAAAGAGAGAUGCUCAUUGGAGAACGGGGUAUAACUUUUAGCGACCAAAUAAAGUUGCAGCUAUGUAAAAACAUCAUACUUUAAAAAAUCCAAUGCACUCUCUUGUGGAAAAGUAAAACAUAUUUUAUUUUAGCAGCUAUUGCAUAGCAAAAAAUCCUAACUCACCAACGCAUAUUGCUCACCGGCCUUCUUCAGGGUUCACAGGUGCACAGUAGUGAGCAGAAAUGAAAGGGGCGUGGACAAUAUUAACCAAUAGAUAAAGAGGAAAUACAUCAAAUACAAAUAAAUCAAUCAAUAAUAACUAUAGGCCAAUACAAUGUUUCACACAACUAAACAACUCAAGAUUAUUAUUAUUAUUAUUAUUACAAAUAUAAUUACAGAAGUAUAAUAACAAAAAAGGGGCUAAAUCUAUUUAAUAAUUCAACCCGGAAAGACAGUAGCUUUGAGUGUGUGUAUCCAGGAAGUUUCCCUUUGUAGAAGACACUUCAGCCUGUAAUCCCCCCUCUUGUUGAUGGAUGCCACCUCUAUGUGCGGGCUACCAUGGCCGGCUUGUUGGUAAUGCACAGCCAUGGGAUAAUUGUCACUCACUGUUUUGAUGGCAUAUUUAUGUUCUGCCAGUCUCGUUCUUUUAGCAUCCUUUUUGUGCGACCAAUAUAAAAACAACCACAUGUGCACUCCAACCUAUAAACAACAAACACAGUGUUGUAAUUCGCAAAAGAUUGGAUUUGGUAAGUUAUUUUCUUGUGUGUCAUUGAACGUCUUGUUUUUUUUAAAUGUUGGGGCAGUGGUUGCAGUGUCCGCACAGAAAGGUGCCAGUGGGUUUGGAAAGCCAGUUGGCUUUGGCUGGGGGGGGGAUUAGGUGACUGUGCACCAGCUUGUCCCGUAGGGUCGGCAGGCGUCUAUAAGAAAAGCAUGGAGGCUCGGUAAAAACUUCACCUUAAUGCAGGGUCACUUUCUAUGAUACUCCAAUUCAGUUUGAUAUUAUUUAUUUGAGAUGCCUCUCUGCUGUGCUGGGUAACAAAAUACAUUUGCUUUGACUUUUGGGGCCUUUGGUAUUGUCUGAGCAUAUUUUUUAUUUUCCAAGGAUUUAGCCUUAAUUAUGGAUUGAUUGAGAACACUUGACCUGUAUCUGUUGUUUAAACCAGCAACUUUAUUUUGGAAAUCCUCCUCCUUGUCACAAAUGCACCGUAGCCACUGUAAUUGACCCAUAUAAAUAUUUUCAAUGAGACCAGUAGAGUGAAAACUGUCUGCCCUUAGAAUGGUAUUACAGUCCAUAACUUUUCUAAAAAUGUGUGGAGUUGACCGUCUUGGGUUUUCGUGAUUUUCGGGGUUCUAUAUUCUUUAGCGAGUUUGAGAUUCUCUUUAAUAGAGUUCAUAUAUUUGUGGGACCAGGGGUGUCAUGCACCUCCAAGAUCUGAGGAUGGCUGGAGAAUUUUGCAUUUUUCGAACACCUGAAACAGCCUUUUCCUGCAAUCUAGAGCCAUAAACAUUAUGCUUAAUUCUAUGGAAGAAAUAUUGUAAUUAUCUGCAUAUCUAAGCAUUCCUCUUGAGCUGUCUGUAUCCUCCUGACUGGUGGUUAUUUUUUUAAAGAAACGAAAUAUGCUUCUCUGCUUCUCUGCUAAAAUAUGGGUAAAAGAUUGACAGGAAUGUGAGUCUUAUUUAGUAAUUGCUUGCUUUUCUAAAGUCUACCAACCUUGCCAGCAGGCAUGCCAGCUAAGAUAGUUAGACAAGCUAGCUACUCUAACUUGAUAGCCUGAAAUGGCUUCUUGGUACCUAGUUAUGAGGUGUGGAGAUUGGGUACCUAUCUCGGAUAGUUAAAGCCAAGUUCAUAAAAUUGCUAGGUGGCUAGGAGUAUUACAGUGAAACAACAACCACAACAACCAGAAGAAGAAAAAAAAAAAUCUAUAUAUUUUUUAAACAGGACAAAUUUGAGGGGGCACGUGCCCCCCUAUGGGCAUGACGCCUCUGUGUGGAACUGUAGCUGUUCAUUUUCAGAUGAUCGAAACACCAAAAUGAUGUCAUCUAUAUAUCUUCCGUACCACAUGAUUUUAUAAAAAAAUGUAUUAAGAGGACAAAAAAAAUGUCUCUCCUACCAUAGUCCUAAAAACACAUUUGCGUAGUUUGGUGCAAAACAGGCGGCCAUUGCUGUCCAUUUGACUUGUCUGUAGAGUUGGUCCUGAAAAAGAAAAAUUGUAUUGUUUAGUGUCCACUCUGUUAGAGAAAGUAUGUUGGGGGUGCGCUUCCCUCUGGCCUGAGUUGAAGAUAGUGUUUUAGAGCCUUGAGACCCUCACUGUGUACUAUAUUACUCUAAAAGGGUUCCACGUCCAUAGUCACAAGAAAAGAGGAGCCAAUGUUGUUUAACUCAGCUAAUUUGUUCAUUUGUGUGGGUGGUGUCUUGCAAAAAAUAAGGUAGUUCGGACACUAGAGGUUUAACAUAUUCUAUGGGAUUAAAUUGUAUUUUUUUUGCUAUGCAAUAGCUGCUAAAAUAAACUGAGUGUACAGUCAUUAAGAACAUAUUCCUAAUAUUGAGUUGCACCCCCUUUUGCCCUCAGAACAGCUUCAAUUUGUCAGGACAUGGACUAUACAAGGUGUUGAAAGCGUUCCACAGGGAUGCUGGCCCAUGUUGACUAGAAUGCUUCCAACAGUUGUGUCAAGUUGGCUGGAUGUCCUUUGGGUGGUGGACCAUUCUUGAUACAUACAGAAAACUGUUGUGUGAAAAACCCAGCAGCGUUGCAGUUCUUGACACAAACCGGUGCACCUGGCCUGGCACCCGGUUCAAAGGCAAUAUUUUGUCUUGCCCAUUCAGCCUCAAUGCUACACAUACACAAUCCAUGUCUCAAUUAUUAUUUAACCGGUCUCCUCCCCUUCAUCUACUCUGAUUGAAGUGGAUUUAACAAGUGACAUCAAUAAGGGAUUCACCUGGUCAGUCUAUGUCCUGGAAAGAGCAGGCAUUCUUAAUGUUUUGUAUAUUCAGUGUAAAGCCUUUUUAACUUUUCCACAAGAGAGAGUGCCUUGGAUUGUUUGAAGAGUGAUGUUUUUACAUAGCUGCAACUUCAUUUGGUCGCAAUAAGUCUCAAUUAGACUUUUAGAGAUGUUUUAAAAUUGACACUGAUGCCUGGUCAAAUAGACUUCAUAUGUGGUCUGACUGAAGGUGUUUAUUAAUUAAAUGUACUCACUGCUUAUGUAUGAGUAAUAAAGUAUUUAUGAAGUGUUACCGGUUUAUGUUCUUCUCAGCUGCUGAUGCAGACAUCCUGACCAUCAGGGACUUAGUGGAGAAUGAGUUUGUGAAGGAGCAGCUCCUUCCCUUCAAAGACCUGGUGCAGUUUGUCUGGCUAGGGGUGUUCAACGAUGACAACGGUGAGUGGACUGAACUGGGUUCCCCAUAUUCAUCUUCCCAACAUUCAGCAUGGACAGUUAGUGUGUCCUUAUGUUUGAGCCGCUGUUUGGACUUUCAUAUUAUCAUUUAUUGCCCUAUAUUAUGAGGAGACACUGAAUUGGACAUUGUAAAAUGUUCUCUGGAUCAUCAAGUCUUAAGCUUACUCACUGAUCAUUGCUGUAUUAUUGUGUGAUGAAAUGUGUAAACGUGUAGUACAUUUGUAAUGUCAAGUUGUUGUUCCUGUAUUUGGUAGAUAACCAGAUGAAGUGGUAUGAUGGCACCAACGUCCAGUACUCUAACUGGGGAGAUGGAAGACCAAGCAUCUCAGCCAGCGAUGAGUUCUUGGCUGGUCUCAACACUGAGGGAGUCUGGGAGAUAUUCACCAACAAACGCCACUUCAGUCCCUUCAAGCAGAGAAGCAUUGUGGCCUGCAAACUGGAUAAUGGUUGGUAGACCCCAUUCAGACAAACAUACAUUUCACCUAUUCACAAGGAAAAAUAUAUAUAUUUUUUACAACUAAAUAAUACAUUUUUCAUUUGAUUGUUUCUAUUAACACAAAUGUUUUCUUUGUCCCCAAGACUCUAAGGUCGAAUACAAUCAGUCGGCCAGGGACUUUGAGCGCUAUGGCAACCUGAGCUACCACCUGAUAACCAGGAAGUUGAGCUGGUUCCAGGCCCUGGAGGAGUGUGGCCGCGGCAACGGACACCUGGCCAGCGUGCAUGACACCGGGCACAAUGCUCACAUGGAGCUCAUCGCCAAGCGAGAUGGCUUCCCGCUGUGGAUCGGUCUGUCCAGUCAGGAUGUAAGGGAGCUUGGCCACAAUGCCACUAACACGGCGGCCAUUUCUAAUGAGAAUAACUUAAUCUUUUUGAGAAAUUUAGCUCAAAGCACUAAAUGGCAGGUAAACAUUCAAUGCUAAAUUUGCUAAGCACCUCCAGUGUGAAGUUUGUUGAAUAACAUUACAUCUCCCUCCCCUCUCUGCGCAGGCUAGUGGCUCUCAGUCCUAUGAGUGGUCCGAUGGGACUAAGUAUAACUACAGUCCGGUGGGACUCUCUGACACUGUGGGCAGGUCCAGCUCAGACCCUCAGGCUGUCUGUGUGUACAUCACUCCCCAUGGCACCUGGAUGAGCAAGGACUGCCAUGCCAAGAUGGACGGAGCCAUCUGCUACAACACCACCAUCACCACCCCCACUCAGAGUAAGACCCAGUCCUAGUACCUAGCCUAUUAGUAUUACAUCACCACCACCCCCACUCAGAGUAAGACCCAGUCCUAGUACCUAGCCUAUUAGUAUUACAUCACCACCAUCACCACUCAGAGUAAGACCCAGUCCUAGUACCUAGCCUAUUAGUAUUACAUCACCACCACCCCCACUCAGAGUAAGACCCAGUCCUAGUACCUAGCCUAUUAGUAUUACAUCAUCACCAUCACCACCCCCACUCAGAGUAAGACCCAGUCCUAGUACCUAGCCUAUUAGUAUUACAUCACCACCAUCACCACUCAGAGUAAGACCCAGUCCUAGUACCUAGCCUAUUAGUAUUACAUCACCACCAUCACCACUCAGAGUAAGACCCAGUCCUAGUACCUAGCCUAUUAGUAUUACAUCACCACCAUCACCACUCAGAGUAAGACCCAGUCCUAGUACCUAGCCUAUUAGUAUUACAUCAUCACCACCCUACUCAGAGUAAGACCCAGUCCUAGUACCUAGCCUAUUAGUAUUACAUCAUCACCACCCCCACUCAGAGUAAGACCCAGUCCUAGUACCUAGCCUAUUAGUAUUACAUCAUCACCACCCCCACUCAGAGGAAGACCCAGUCCUAGUACCUAGCCUAUUAGUAUUACAUCACCACCACCCUACUCAGAGUAAGACCCAGUCCUAGUACCUAGCCUAUUAGUAUUACAUCAUCACCACCCCCACUCAGAGUAAGACCCAGUCCUAGUACCUAGCCUAUUAGUAUUACAUCACCACCACCCCCACUCAGAGUAAGACCCAGUCCUAGUACCUAGCCUAUUAGUAUUACAUCACCACCAUCACCACUCAGAGUAAGACCCAGUCCUAGUACCUAGCCUAUUAGUAUUACAUCACCACCAUCACCACUCAGAGUAAGACCCAGUCCUAGUACCUAGCCUAUUAGUAUUACAUCAUCACCACCCUACUCAGAGUAAGACCCAGUCCUAGUACCUAGCCUAUUAGUAUUACAUCACCACCACCCCCACUCAGAGUAAGACCCAGUCCUAGUACCUAGCCUAUUAGUAUUACAUCAUCACCACCCCCACUCAGAGUAAGACCCAGUCCUAGUACCUAGCCUAUUAGUAUUACAUCAUCACCACCCCCACUCAGAGGAAGACCCAGUCCUAGUACCUAGCCUAUUAGUAUUACAUCACCACCACCCCCACUCAGAGUAAGACCCAGUCCUAGUACCUAGCCUAUUAGUAUUACAUCAUCACCACCCCCACUCAGAGUAAGACCCAGUCCUAGUACCUAGCCUAUUAGUAUUACAUCACCACCAUCACCACUCAGAGUAAGACCCAGUCCUACAGUCUUAGUACCUUUACUUAUUAGUAUUUAUUUAUUAUACACGCAACUUGAAUUAUUGUGUAAAGAAGACAUUGAUGUCAAUGAGAGAUCUGAGCAGACUUUUUUGCAUAGGAUACGCACCAAUCUUUUAAGAUCCCAUAAAAUAAAUCCCUCUGAUGUCAUCUGUUUGUUUGUCUGAAUCAGGAGCGAACCUCGCAGCUCCCCAGGUAGACAACAACUGCCCGCAGAACAGUGGCUCGUCUAAGUGGGUCGAGCACCAGGACCACUGCUAUGCCUUUGACAUGACCUUUUAUAACUACUCUGUGUACAGCAUGGAGGAUGCUAAGAGCAUCUGUGAAAGGCUUGGUAAGUCGCCCACUAUCUCUCCUAUUUGACACAUAUAUAUUUCUGUAUUAUAGAAGUUGUAUUGAACAUUGUAUUAUCGCAGCAUCUUGGGUUAGGUUGUUAUGGUAACAUCUUGGGUUAGGUUGUUAUGGGAAGACAAAGGUUUCCCUAUAACCAACCUGAUUAAAUAAAGUUAUUGAAUAUUUACUCUUAUUAACCGGGUAGUUUGGCUCCUGGAUGCUAAUUGGCUGAAAGCCAAGGUACUUAACCCUAAUUGCUCCACUGGCGCUGUACAAUGGCGACCCUGGCCAUGACCCCACUCCCUGCAUGUCUCAGGGGGAGUUGGGAUAUGCAGAAAAAUACAUUUCCAUUACAGAUUUGUGUGUAACAGGACAAAUAUAAACAACCCCCAAAUUAUUAUUCGAACUACGUUGCUAACCAGUUUAUAAUAGCAAUAAGGUACCUCGGGGGUUUGUGGUAAAUUGUCAAUAUACCGCGGCUAAGGGCUGUAUCCAGGUACUCCUCGUUGCGUCGUGCAUAAGAACAGCCCUUAGCUGUGGUAUAUUGGCCAUAUACCACACCUCCUCAGGCCUUAUUGCUUAAUUAGUACACCAUGAUCAGAUCAGGUGGUUUCUUACUUACAGUACAUGUGCCUCCUUUUUGCCUUUGAUUGACAGAUGCACAGCUGCUGACCAUAACGACCAAAGAGGAGAAUGACUUUGUCUCUGGCUACAUGGCAGCCAACCCUCUCAUCACCAGUAGGGUGUGGCUCGGCAUGGACUUGGACACACAAGGUAAACUGACCUGACCAGUACAAUAUGAUAGGCUUGUUACCUAUUACUGUAUAAGGAGGUUAUUAGACAUGAUAUUUAUAUUGGACAGUAUGUGCCAUCUUAGGAAGUUCCGUGCACUUCAUUUGGAAAGUCAGGCACUUUAAAAUACAUACAAAUCCUACAUGCCAAUACAUUGUAUUCAAAUAAAGUAGUUUAUUCUAACUCAACAGCAUAGAAUCAGUAAGUCCUCUUGUCUUACAGGUCAGCCAGUUGGCUGGGUGGACGGUUCCUCUCUGGCCUUCUCUAACUGGGAGACCAAUGGCUCUGCUAGUGGGGUGAAGACAGUGACCCAGCAGAACCCCUGUGCUGUCAUGGUGUCUGCAGAUGGAGGCAUCUGGAGCACAGUCAGCUGCAAGGACAGCCACAGCCGCAUCGUCUGCAAAGUACCCGCACGUGAGUACCAUAGUUCAGUGGUUCACCAGUCCAAACUCAUACAUAUUUUUUUUUACUAUGUGGAUAGCAGCAUGCGCUGGUAACAGCUCUAAGCUAUUGCAUGUAACAAGAGGUGUAUAGCUCAUAGAUUUCCCUGGCGUCGCUAUGGUUAUUACAUAUUAGUAAACAUUGUGCUUGAAACAGGGACUUUCUUGGCCCGUCUGGAGAUGUGUUUCUGACUGGCUGUGUUGUCUCCAGGGUCAGGGAACGCCCCGGUGGCUCUGGUCUUCUUCCUGGUCGUCCUCACUGCCCUCCUGGGGGCCAUCGGCUUCGUCGUCUAUAAGAAGAGCAGGGCCAGAUUCAACUCCACCGUGCGCUACAGGAGAACCAUUGAUGACGCUGACAGCACUAGUAUUAUAGAUGCAGAGUGAGACUUGUCUUGACUUCCUAGAUGCAGCUUGAAGAAGCAGUUAUGUGCCUAUUCAGUAUGGAAAUAUUAUUAUGCAGCAAACUAAAACCUGGCUGCCUUUUAAUUUCAAAAGACCACUUUAUUUAUUUGUACAAAUUCCAAAGCAGGCUUUCUAGUAUUUUCUGUGACAUUGUAAAUAUUGGCAAAAGGAUUGUGAUUUUUUUUUUUACUUAAUAAUGAUGAGUUGUUUUAAUUAACUUUGGGAUUAUUUUAAAGAGCUGGAAAAUUGAACAGUUGCUGCAGGGUUGAUGGACUUUGGGUUGACAAAAAAGGCACUGGAUAUGUGAUGCUUGUUGUCAGGAUAUUUCUUAUUUUCUCCUAAGCACUGUUUUUCUCUGUUUUCACUCUGUUUGUGAUUAUUUUCAUGGAGGAAGACAUCCUUUUCACUGAUGGUCAUUGAUGAAAUGAUUGAAAUUCUUAAAGAAACAACUGCACUUGCAUUAACAGAACUAUAAUAUUUUCAGGAUGUAUUAGCUUGGCAUAUUUUCAUAUUUCAGUUUGUAAAUCAUUUAAGGUCUAAUACAGGUACUCUAGCAAAUGCAGUCCAACACAGACUUCUUUAGACAAUUUGGAUAGUGUCACAUGCUCAUUUGCCAUUCUAACUACAUUUAAUUCAUCCCAACUGUAAAUGCAUUGAUUUGUUUGUCAUUAUGACUGUAACCUUCCUCUCCUAUGCACUCAAACUACUGAGAACAUUUGCACUUUAAAUUGAAAUGUUUUAUUGUGAAUAAUGCCUUAGCAGUUGUUUCUGCCAUGUACAAGCACAAUAGUUGUCUUGUUUGGUAGUUGACGUUUUUGGGUGUUCAUUUGGGUUUAACGUUUUCAAAGGUUGCUAUUUGCUGAGGCCUCAAACUGCACACGACUGCUGUAAAUGCUUUGUAAAUAUUUAAAUUGUAUUUUUUUAUUAUUAUGGAGAAUCUAAACCAAAGAUGCUUUUUGAAUCUUGUGAAUGUUGAUAACCUGGACAUUCCUCCAGACUUUAUUUGGAUCUGCCUAGCAACAAUGCUUGUUAACUAUGAUUACCAUUCCCAAUAUGUUCAACAGUAUCUUCAUAUUUACAGUGGUCCCAAGCAGACCAUCCACUCUACUCUGGUCUUCCAAUAAAAUAGGUCUGUCCUUAAAA